CGCAGCACGCAAGACGCACGCAGAGCGCGAACGACGGCGCAGGCGCGCGGCGCGGGCGACGCGCGCGCGCGAAAACCCGCCGCGCGCGAGCGCGCGCGCGAGCGCGAGCAGCGCGAAACGCGCGAGCGCGCGCGCGAGCGAGCGCAGCGGGCGAACGCGAGGAGAGGGCGAGCGACGCAGCAGAGCGCGAGAGGGGAGAGAGAGCCGAGCGAACCGAGGGCGCGAGAGCGCGGCGAGGAGCGAGCGAACAAGACGACGAGCGACGAGCGGAGAGCGAGCGAACGAGACGAGCACGUGCGCGAGAGAGAGCGGCGCGCGGAGACGAGAAGCAAGAUAGGGGAACGCGCGCAGGCGCGAGGCGGAGACGAAGGAGCAGAGCAGAGAGAGAGAGAGACAGAGCGAAGGGCGAGAGAGCGCGCUAAGCGCGACGAGAGCGACGAACCGGAACGGGAGGAACAGGCGAGCGGGCAGAGACGAGAGCUAUACGAUACUUUGCGGAGCGGAGCGAAGCACGUAAUCAUAUAGGACGCCUCCUUCUGCUAAGACUCGACGAGCGAGUCUCAUAGCGCCGCUAAUACUACAUCUCUCUCUCGAUCUAUGCUCUCUCUUCUCUCUCUAUCUCUCUCUCUCUCUCUCUCUCUCUCUCUCCUCCUCUCUCUCUCUGAACCAUCCUUCUCUCUCUCUCUCUCUUCUCUCUCUUCACCGCUCUGUAUCUUGUGCUUUCUGCUGUCUCAUGCUCUCUCUGCCGUCCAUUCCUUUCUCUCUUUAGCUCCAUCCUCGUCACACCCUACAUUUCUCUUUCUACUGUAUAUUAGAUAUCUCUCUGGUAUGCCAUAGCCUAGGUCCCAUGGACAUAGUGGUUCUACUGUAUGGCAUCUUAUUGUGCUAGUCCUCAUGGACCUGUCAAAGCUUUGUUAAACACACAGUGAGCCGGGCAGGAGUUUACUAGGCUGAAAACAACAGGACACAUUCAGUUUUGGCCAUGUUUCAUAUCCCAAUGUUACACUGCUGUGCUCUGGCCUUACCUCUUUCUCCCUCUUCUCUCCAUCCUCCCUUGCUUCCUCCCUCCCUCUCCUUCUCCCUCUCUCGUCCUCCCUCCAUCCCUCCCUCCCCCUCUCGCCCUCCUCUCGUGCCCCUAGUUAUGUUGAUGUGUUCCCACCCUCUCUCCUCCCUUUCUCUCCUUCUCCCUCUCUCUUCUUCCUCUCUCCCUCUUCGUUCCCCCCUCCUCUUCUGCCUCUAGUUAUGCUGGUGUUCCCAUCCUCUCUCCUCCCACCUCUCCUUUCCCCCUCCCUCUCUCUCCCUCCCUCUAUCCCUCUAUCCCUCCUUCUCGCUCCCUCUCCCUCCCUUCUACCGUGCCCUAGUCAGGUUGAUGUGUGAAUACAGAGAGUGACUGUGGAGAGGCCAUUAUGCGUUGUUACUGCCAGUCAGCUGUCCUGGCAUCUGACCAGAGGCGUGACCGUACGCUUUAAUAAUGCAGGGCUGUUGAUCACUCUAAAUGAUUGAUGAUGGAGAGGUCUCAGUGAUAACACACGCAGAGGAACACAACACUACUCAUAGUAUCACUCAACUCUUUCUCUCUCUCUCUCUCAUGCUUUCGUCCUCUUUUAAACGCUUUCUACUCCGCUCUCUCUUUGGUUCGGUAUCUUCCUGCCAGUGAACUGUUGUGUGGUUGGGUGUAAUGCACUGUCAUAUAGCCUACUGGACACACAUCCAAACAUGGCACAGGAGCUGGAUAAGAUAUUGAUACAGACUCUCUCUCACUCUGUCUCUCUAUCUCUCAGUUUGGUAUCAUCCUGCCAGUGAACUUUUGUGUGGUUGUGUGUAAUGGUCUAAAACGAUGGAAAGAGCAGCCUAUAUGUGCACUGGCAGGCCUGAUCAACGACGACGAUGAGACAGCCUAUAGGACUGCAUCACCGCUUGGUAUGGCAAUUGCUUGGCAUCCGAUCGCAAGGCGCUACAGAGGGUAGAGCGUAUGGCCCAGUACAUCACUGGAGCUCAGCUCCCUGCCAUCCAGGACCUCUAUACCAGCCGGCGUCAGAGGAAGGCCCAGGAAAUUACUCCAGCCACCCAAAUCAUAGACUGUUCUCUCUGCUACCGCACGGCAAGCGGUACUGAUUCACCAAGUCUGGAACCAACAGGACCCUGAACAGCUUCUACCCCCAAGCCAUAACACUGCUAAAUAGUUAGUUAAGUAGUUAAUCAAAUAGCUACCCAGACUAUCUGAAUUGACCCUUUUUGCACUAACCUUUUUGACACAUCACAUAUGCUGCUGCUACUGUUUAUUAUCUAUCCUGUUGCCUAGUCACUUUAUUCCUAGUUAUAUGUACAGUGAGGGAAAAAAGUAUUUGAUCCCCUGCUGAUUUUGUACGUUUGCCCACUGACAAAGAAAUUAUCAGUCUAUAAUUUUAAUGGUAGGUUUAUUUGAACAGUGAGAGACAGAAUAACAACAAAAAAAUCCAGAAAAACGCAUGUCAAAAAUGUUAUAAAUGUAUUUGCAUUUUAAUAAGGGAAAUACGUAUUUGACCCCCUCUCAAUCAGAAAGAUUUCUGGCUCCCAUGUGUCUUUUAUACAGGUAACAAGCUGAGAUUAGGAGCACACUCUUAAAGGGAGUGCUCCUAAUCUCAGUUUGUUACCUGUAUAAAAGACACCUGUCCACAGAAGCAAUCAAUCAAUCAGAUUCUAAACUCUCCACCAUGGCCAAGACCAAAGAGCUCUCCAAGGAUGUCAGGGACAAGAUUGUAGACCUACGCAAGGCUGGAAUGGGCUACAAGACCAUCGCCAAGCAGCUUGGUGAGAAGGUGACAACAGUUGGUGCGAUUAUUCGCAAAUGGAAGAAACACAAAAGAACUGUCAAUCUUCCUCGGCCUGGGGCUCCAUGCAAGAUCUCACCUUGUGGAGUUGCAAUGAUCAUGAGAACGGUGAGGAAUCAGCCCAGAACUACACAGGAGGAUCUUGUCAAUGAUCUCAAGGCAGCUGGGACCAUAGUCACCAAGCAAACAAUUGGUAACACACUACGCCGUGAAGGACUGAAAUCCUGCAGCGCCCGCAAGGUCCCCCUGCUCAAGAAAGCACAUAUACAGGCCCGUCUGAAGUUUGCCAAUGAACAUCUGAAUGAUUCAGAGGAGAACUGGGUGAAAGUGUUGUGGUCAGAUGAGACCAAAAUCGAGCUCUUUGGCAUCAACUCAACUCGCCGUGUUUGGAGGAGGAGGAAUGCUGCCUAUGACCCCAAGAACACCAUCCCCACCGUCAAACAUGGAGGUGGAAACAUUAUGCUUUGGGGGUAUUUUUCUGCUAAGGGGACAGGACAACUUCACCGCAUCAAAGGGACGAUGGACAGGGCCAUGUACCGUCAAAUCUUGGGUGAGAACCUCCUUCCCUCAGCUAGGGCAUUGAAAAUGGGUCGUGGAUGGGUAAACCUUAAUGACUUGGAGAAGAUCUGCAAAGAGGAGUGGAACAAAAUCCCUCCUGAGAUGUGUGCAAACCUGGUGGCCAACUACAAGAAACAUCUGACCUCUGUGAUUGCCAAAAAGGGUUUUGCCACCAAGUACUAAGUCAUGUUUUGCAGAGGGGUCUUUCUGAUUGAGAGGGGGUCAAAUACUUAUUUCCCUCAUUAAAAUGCAAAUCAAUAUAUAACAUUUUUGACAUGCAUUUUUCUGGAUUUUGUUGUUGUUAUUCUGUCUCUCACUGUUCAAAUAAACCUACCAUUAAAAGUAUAGACUGAUCAUGUCUUUGUCAGUGGGCAAACGUACAAAAUCAGCAGGGGAUCAAAUACUUUUUUCCCUCACUGUACAUAUCUACCUCAAUUACCUUGUACCCCUGCACAUCGACUCGGUACCGGUACCUCGUGUAUAUAGACAUGUUAUCGUUACUCAUUGUGUAUUUAUUAUGACUUGUAUUAUUACAUGUUUUACUUUUCUAUUAUUUCUCUAUUUUCUCUCUGCAUUGUUGGGAAGGGCCCGUAAGUCGGCAUUUCACUGAUAGUCUACACUAGGGCUGUGGCGGUCAUUACAUUUUGUCAGCCGGUGAUUGUCAAGCAAAUAACUGCCGAUCUCACAGUAAUUGACCGUUAAUUAGCAUAAGCACGUUUAGGUGCAGACCUUUGGAACAUCUUCAUUUAAAAAAGUAUAAGAAAUCCAUUAAAUAUAGCCUACACCAUCACAAUAAAUCCAUUAUUUAUUUUAGAAAGGUCUAAAGAAACAUGAUAUGAAGAAAAUGUAGUCUAUUUCAGAAGAACAGAAUAGCAUACUCUGAGUUGUCCUUAUGUUAGACCCUGAUAUGGCUAUGCCAUAUGGAUGUGGGCUACACUAGUUCAUUUAGUAGACAAGAUUUCCUUAGAAUUCUGUGGCAUUGUUUUAUUAUUUUAUAGUAUGAAUAAAAUGUAAUAUAGCUUAAUAAAUUAGAAAGGAUAUUUUCACCAAGCGAUUUCAAAGGAAGUGCGCACAUGCGGCUAUUCUGUGUUGAGCGGUUAACAAAGAAACUGGUCCUCCUAUAUGCUUAAUUUAGAGUUAUUAUGCAACUUUAGUUGUGAGACAUAAAUUGGGCUAGCUAAGUUGGUAGAGCAUGGCGCUUGCAACGCCAGGGUUGUGGGGCCAGUAUGAAAAAUGUAUGCACUCACUAACUGUAAGUCGCUCUGGAUAAGAGCGUCUGCUAAAUGACUAAAAUGUAAAUGAAAAUGUAAUACAUUCUAAGGCUGCAUGAUGGGACUCUAAUGAUGAUUUGAAAAAAGUUGCAAGCUGCACACACUUCAUCAGUCUCUCAUUCACAAUUUGACAAGCACUUGAUAAUAUUCUCACCAGGCCUCGAAUUUCUCGGCAGCAUCCCCAUUGUGUGGCUGUAAUACCCCCUAAAAAAUCCAUGCCUUUUGCAGCUUAAGUGGCUGUUGUGCCCUUGGGCUGAAAAUAAUAGGCUAAUUAUAAUUCCCUUCUCCCGGCUGCCGUGCUCCGAAGCACCUCUCACUCACAAUCCUCUCUCAGAUGUAGCCAAUGACCCAUCACGUGAUCGGGUCCUUCUCACAGGCAUUUCAGCUAAGUAGGCUACAAGUGAAUGAAGCCAGACACAUCGGGGACGCAAUUGCACGCGUCCCUAUUAUUGAAUUCCGAGGCACAUAUUGAGUAUGUUAGAACUGUCCACAUUUACUUUUCGUCAGCCAACAAGAUGAGUAGGCCUAAUGAACAGCAAAAGCUCUAGCCUAUGUCAAUCUACUAUCCCCCAUAGUACAAAAGUUGACCUAUUCUAUUGGUCAACUUGUCCUUCUGUGCAAUAAAUAAAUAUUCCAAACAUACUCUGGGACAGUUAUUAAUACAACCACCCGCAUCAAAAAAGCUUUAAAAGCAAUGAGGCUGAUUGUUUAGCUUAUAAUGUUGAUAAACUAUUAGGCAUUUUUUUCACAUUAUAGGCCAAAGCACAGCAAUGCACACAUGGCAGUAGGCUAUAAGUGUGAAUGUUCCAAAAUGCAAUCAGUUGGCGGGAAAACACUGUUCUCGAAUGUGACGGCAAAUGUGAUUAUGCAUGUAAUGCUUUAUUAUAAAGGUGCAUUUUUAUGGUGAAAAUUAUCUUCCCCAAACUUGAAACUCACUAUGUUUGCCAUUUAGGCUCUAAACCGGUUGUAAAGCAGAUUAAUGUGCUUAAUUUUAAGAAGUUAUUUGGCCAAUUUAGUUGUGAUACAAACCUUAUCAAAACAUAUAGGCCUAUGGUCUAGGCUACAUGAGGUGUGCGACUAUGAUUGGAAAAAGUCGGCAAAAAAGGUAUGCGCUGUUUCUUGCCUUAAUGCACACGCUGGGCAUCAUUCACAAGUGACAAUACAUAAUUCACAAGUGAUAGGCUAAUAUUGUCUCCCAUCAGACUAUUCUUAAUUUAAUGUUGUCUUUACAUAUACUAAAUAAUAUAUGUGUGAUAUUAGUUUUGAUUUAGAAUGGACCAUUAUCAUGCACCUGUCUCGGAACAGGGGGAAAAAAAAUACAAGUCAUCUAUGCACUUAAAUAGCGAAUGAAGGACUAUGCACUUACAUAGCGAAUUGAGGACGCUUUUCCCAUGGUUCAUUUUCAUGCCAGCCAGGUAGGCUAUACUCCUGUUGUAAAGCGAAGCAAUGUGCUUAAUAUUAGGAAAGUUGAGAAAUAAAUAUAGCAGGCCUAGCCUAUAGAAAGCUGAUGGGAUCCUCCUCUUUUUAAUAGAGGCCAUCGCUCUGUUUUCUCACGCAAUCACAUAGCCUAUAGAAAUGUUGCGCAACAUGUGCUCAUGGGCACUCAUGAAGUGUUUGAUUAGAUUUUCGGUUACAUUUGUUUUGAUGUCAGAGUGAUUAGAGGGACAAUAGAGUGCUGAGUACCAGGCAGUUAGCAAGUUUGGUAGGCUACUAAUGACCAUCAGCAGCAUCAGAGCUUGGAGAAGCAUAAUUACCGUUUUUUUUUUUAAAAUUUUUUGUUUUUUUAAACCUUUAUUUAACCAGGUAAGCCAGUUGAGAACAAGUUCUCAUUUACAACUGCGACCUGGCCAAGAUAAAGCAAAGCAGUGCGAUAAAAACAACAACACAGAGUUACAUAUGGGGUAAAAAAACAGAAAGUCAAAAAAUACAACAGAAAAUAUAUAUACAGUGUGUGCAAAUGUAGCAAGUUAUGGAGGUAAGGCAAUAAAUAGGCUAUAGUGCAAAAUAAUUACAUUUAGUAUUAAUACUGGAAUGCUAGAUGUGCAAGAGAUUAUGUGCAAAUAGAGAUACUGGGGUGCAAAAGAGCAAAAUAAAUAACAAUAUAGGGAUGAGGUAGUUGGGUGGGCUAAUUUCAGAUGGGCUGUGUACAGGUGCAGUGAUCGGUAAGGUGCUCUGACAACUGAUGCUUAAAGUUAGUGAGGGAGAUAAGAGUCUCCAGCUUCAGAGAUUUUUGCAAUUCGUUCCAGUCAUUGGCAGCAGAGAACUGGAAGGAAUGGCGGCCAAAGGAGGUGUUGGCUUUGGGGAUGACCAGUGAGAUAUACCUGCUGGAGCGCAGACUACGGGUGGGUGCUGCUAUGGUGACCAAUGAGCUAAGAUAAGGCGGGGAUUUGCCUAGCAGUGAUUUAUAGAUGGCCUGGAGCCAGUGGGUUUGACGACGAACAUGUAGUGAGGACCAGCCAACAAGAGCGUACAGGUCACAGUGGUGGGUAGUGUAUGGGGCUUUGGAGACAAAACGGAUGGCACUGUGAUAGACUACAUCCAAUUUGCUGAGUAGAGUGUUGGAGGCUAUUUUGUAAAUGACAUCGCCGAAGUCAAGGAUCGGUAGGAUAGUCAGUUUUACGAGGGCAUGUUUGGCAGCAUGAGUGAAGGAGGCUUUGUUGCGAAAUAGGAAGCCGAUUCUAGAUUUAACUUUGGAUUGGAGAUUCUUAAUGUGAGUCUGGAAGGAGAGUUUACAGUCUAACCAGACACCUAGGUAUUUGUAGUUGUCCACAUACUCUAGGUCAGACCCGUCGAGAGUAGUGAUUCUAGUCGGGUGGGCGGGUGCCAGCAGCGUUCGAUUGAAGAGCAUGCAUUUAGUUUUACUAGUGUUUAAGAGCAGUUGGAGGCUACUGAAGGAGUGUUGUAUGGCAUUGAAGCUCGUUUGGAGGUUUGUUAACACAGUGUCCAAUGAAGGGCCAGAUGUAUACAAAAUGGUGUCGUCUGCGUAGAGGUGGAUCUGAGAGUCACCAGCAGCAAGAGCGACAUCAUUGAUAUACACGGAGAAAAGAGUCGGCCCAAGAAUUGAACCCUGUGGCACCCCCAUAGAGACUGCCAUAGGUCCAGACAACAGGCCCUCCGAUUUGACACAUUGAACUCUAUCUGAGAAGUAGUUGGUGAACCAGGCGAGGCAGUCAUUUGAGAAACCAAGGCUAUUUAGUCUGCCAAUAAGAAUGCGGUGGUUGACAGAGUCGAAAGCCUUGGCCAGGUCGAUGAAGACGGCUGCACAGUACUGUCUAUUAUCGAUCGCGGUUAUAAUAUCAUUUAGGACCUAUGACUAAACAUUGGACAGGCCAAACAUUGGACAGGAGCUGUGCCGAUGCAGACAUCAUGUCUGUUUGCGUACUGGGAGCAGCAGAGAAUGAGUGGACAUUAGUCUUUCAUAAACUAUUUCCUAUUUAGUGAGCUGAACACGCAUUUAUUGUGUGGUCUGUCAUACUCAUUAAUAAUCAUAAUUAAUCAUUUAGCAGACGCUCUUAUCCAGAGCAACUUACAGGAGCAAUUAGGGUUAAGUGCCUUGCUCAAGGGCACAUCGACAGAUUUUUCACCUAGUCGGCUCAGGGAUUAGAACCAGCGACCUUUCGGUUACUGGCACAACGCUCUUAACCACUACGCUACCUGCCGCCUCAUAGACUAUAUCAUACUCAUAGUCUAUAUCAUACUCAUAGACUAUAUCAUACUAAUAGACUGUAUCAUACUCAUAGACUGUAUCAUACUCAUAGACUAUAUCAUAGACUAUAUAAUACUCAUAGACUAUAUAAUACUCAUAGACUAUAUCAUACUCAUAGACUAUAUCAUAGACUAUAUCAUACUCAUAGACUAUAUCAUAGACUAUAUCAUACUCAUAGACUAUUUCAUACUCAUAGACUAUUCAUCAUAGACUAUAUCAUAGACUAUUCAUAGACUAUUUCAUACUCAUAGACUAUAUCCCACAGGGAAUCAUGUUUUGUGAGACAGACAGACAGACAGCAUCUCUCUGUUAUUGUAGCAGUAUGAAUGGCUGUCUUCAUCAGGCACUUCUGUUCUGUUCUGAUUAAUGUGUUCUUCACAUAUUAGAUAUUCUAUCAUAUUAAUCAUGUUGUAUUAUCAUUAAUCAUGAAGCAUUGUCAUUCUCCUGAUGUUGCUUAUUAUGGAGAGUCGAAAACUGACACAGAGACACAGACACUGCUGAAUCUGCUAAAUCUGACAUGUCUUGUCACUGCUCGUCUGCAAACAAAUUACAACAAUCAACAUACAACACCUGUCACCUGUUCUGCAGUAGCCGGUGUGUGUUCAGAUAGAAAUGCAUUAUGUAGAACAGAUAUGACUGUCUGUCGUGUUGAAUAGGGGAUCCUAUCAGCUCUAUUCAGACUAUUUCUACUGCUACUUUCACCUUACUGGUUAACCCUACUGAAUACACCAUGCCAGGUGUUUGUUAGUUUGACACCAGGGUGGGUGUUGGCAAUGCAGAGCUCAGAGUAGGAAUGCUGACCUAGGAUCAGUUGAGCCUUUUAGAUCAUAAAAGAGGGGGGGGGGGGGGGGGCUGAUCAGCAUUCCUACUCUGAGACGCUGUAUGGGCCCAGGUGUGUGUUUGUCACCCAGCUGGUUUUUGGCGGUUCAGAACUGACCUGAUGCAGAGAACUUGUAUCCGUCUGGGAUGUGGUUCAUGUGCGUGCGUUAGCCCCUCCGCACCAGAGCGAGCAGCAGAAUCCCUCAGGCUGAGGGGGAGUGGAAGUGACUGGUAGCGUUUCAGAAGAUGACCAUCGCUAUGAGGCCCACGCUCAAGGACGACAACUCGCCCCCUUUUCUCCUCUGUCUCUAUGGACCUCAUAUUCCUCCAGUGUGAUGACGUGUUAGUGCUGAUGAAGAUGGGGAGCCACAGUAAUAAAUCAUAUAAAUAAUAAUAGUAGAAUUAAGGAAUAAGGCCCAAGAGGGUGUGGUAAAUGGCCAAUAUACCACGGCUAAGGGCUGUUCUUACGCACGACGCAACGCGGAGUACCUGGAUACAGCCCGUAGCUGUGGUAUAUUGGCCAUAUACCACAAACCCCCCAAGGUGCCUUAUUGCUUUAUAAACUGGUUACCAACGUAAUUAGAAGAGUGAAAAUAAAUGUUUUGUCAUACUCUUGGUAUACGGUCUGUUAUACCGCAGCUGUCAGCCAAUCAGCAUUCAGGGCUCGAACCACCCAGUUUCUAAUAACAUAUACAGUGAGGGAAAAAAGUACUUGAUCCCCUGCUGAUUUGUACGUUUGCCCACUGACAAAGAAAUGAUCAGUCUAUAAUUUUAAUGGUAGGUUUAUUUGAACAGUGAGAGACAGAAUAACAACAAAAAAAUCCAGAAAAACGCAUGUCAAAAAUGUUAUAAAUUGAUUUGCAUUUUAAUGAGGGAAAUAAGUAUUUGACCCCCUCUCAAUCAGAAAGAUUUCUGGCUCCCAGGUGUCUUUUAUACAGGUAACGAGCUGAGAUUAGGAGCACACUCUUAAAGGGAGUGCUCCUAAUCUCAGUUUGUUACCUGUAUAAAAGACACCUGUCCACAGAAGCAAUCAAUCAAUCAGAUUCUAAACUCUCCACCAUGGCCAAGACCAAAGAGCUCUCCAAGGAUGUCAGGGACAAGAUUGUAGACCUACACAAGGCUGGAAUGGGCUACAAGACCAUCGCCAAGCAGCUUGGUGAGAAGGUGACAACAGUUGGUGCGAUUAUUCGCAAAUGGAAGAAACACAAAAGAACUGUCAAUCUCCCUCGGCCUGGGGCUCCAUGCAAGAUCUCACCUCGUGGAGUUGCAAUGAUCAUGAGAACGGUGAGGAAUCAUCCCAGAACUACACGGGAGGAUCUUGUCAAUGAUCUCAAGGCAGCUGGGACCAUAGUCACCAAGAAAACAAUUGGUAACACACUACGCCGUGAAGGAUUGAAAUCCUGCAGCGCCCGCAAGGUCCCCCUGCUCAAGAAAGCACAUAUACAGGGCCGUCUGAAGUUUGUCAAUGAACAUCUGAAUGAUUCAGAGGAGAACUGGGUGAAAGUGUUGUGGUCAGAUGAGACCAAAAUGGAGCUCUUUGGCAUCAACUCAACUCGCCGUGUUUGGAGGAGGAGGAAUGCUGCCUAUGACCCCAAGAACACCAUCCCCACCGUCAAACAUGGAGGUGGAAACAUUAUGCUUUGGGGGUGUUUUUCUGCUAAGGGGACAGGACAACUUCACCGCAUCAAAGGGACGAUGGACGGGGCCAUGUACCGUCAAAUCUUGGGUGAGAACCUCCUUCCCUCAGCCAGGGCAUUGAAAAUGGGUCGUGGAUGGGUAUUCCAGCAUGACAAUGACCCAAAACACACGGCCAAGGCAACAAAGGAGUGGCUCAAGAAGAAGCACAUUAAGGUCCUGGAGUGGCCUAGCCAGUCUCCAUACCUUAAUCCCAUAGAAAAUCUGUGGAGGGAGCUGAAGGUUCAAGUUGCCAAACGUCAGCCUCGAAACCUUAAUGACUUGGAGAAGAUCUGCAAAGAGGAGUGGGACAAAAUCCCUCCUGAGAUAUGUGCAAACCUGGUGGCCAACUACAAGAAACGUCUGACCUCUGUGAUUGCCAACAAGGGUUUUGCCACCAAGUACUAAGUCAUGUUUUGCAGAGGGGUCAAAUACUUAUUUCCCUCAUUACAAUGCAAAUCAAUUUAUAACAUUUUUUGCAUGCGUUUUUCUGGAUUUUUUUGUUGUUAUUCUGUCUCUCACUGUUCAAAUAAACCUACCAUUAAAAUUAUAGACUGAUCAUGUCUUUGUCAGUGGGCAAACGUACAAAAUCAGCAGGGGAUCAAAUACUUCUUUCCCUCACUGUAUGUGACCGACCGGCUCGAUUUGGUCUUAUGUAGCAAAAUUUGAAAUGGUGUUUUUUACAUUGGAUAAAAGUAGAGACUACACUACAGUUGAGGAACAAUGGGAAAGUAAAUCUGCUUUGAAAGUUGAUAAACUUGUAACCUCACUUUUGAGAAAAUGGCCUAUGAAUGUUUUGGCACACUCAGUCAAGAGUGCUCUGAAAUCGGAGUAGAUAGCCAGAGCGAAUUUACCAGCUCCGUCUAUCAACAGCUGUCGCAGUGACGUCAUAAACAUUCUAUUAAAAUGAAUACUUGCAUAGUGGAGUCUUUUGUUAAGACAUGUAACUAGCUAGCUAAACAUUGGAACCAUAAUCCCAACUCAUGACAUUACUACCCUGCAUGCCUCCUGUAGCUCAGUUGGUAGAGCAUGGCGCUUGCAACGCCAGGGUUGUGUUAGCUAGCUAACAUUAGGCUAUAACUAGCAAAGCAAAUGGCUCUGAGAUACGAAUAAUAUUACUACACAGAUCAUACAUGUAACGUUAGCUAGCGAGCCAGCCAGCUAACGUUAGCUAACUAGCUAACAGUACACUUUAACUUGAAAUGAAAACGACUUUCUAACAAACAUAGAAAUUUGCAAUAUCGGAAAAUGUAGCUAGCUAAACUAUUUUACCCGUAUACAUGGAUGGACGCUUCUCCCUCUCUGUCACGGAUGCCAUAGUUGCCCUUAGUUUGAAGAUGUAAUACGGAGACAGGUGUUUUCUCCUUAGCUAUCAUACUCUAAUUCCACUGAUUUCAAAACUCUGUCCUCUAGAAAGUGGAGAGCAACACUUAUGCAGUUCUACUACGCAAUAUAUAUUUUUUAAAGCAGUGUUAGACAGGAUUACCUACACAUACUGACCAGCUCAAAUAGACAGAAGCGUGCUACAUGGCUGACCAAUCCGAACUCAUCUCUCGGCAUGUCCAGCCCACUCAUUAUCUCAGCCAAUCAUGGCUAGUGGGAAGGUUGCUUUCUUUUUCUGUGGCUAAACCAACUAGGCUCAUAAUUUAACAAUUGUAUUCGUAUUUACAGAUGGCAUACAAGUUUGUUAUUAAGGCCAUUGAAAGUUCACAUGUUCCAGAUGGCAUUUCUGCCAGAAAAUGCAUUUGGAUAAUUUUUUUUAGUUGACGUUCAAAUGGCUCUCCUGUGAAGUAGUGACGCGCGACAUAUGCCUAGUUACCUGAAACGAGUCACAUAUGACAUUUAAAGUAGAGACACCAGUAGUUAUGUAGCCUAUACUUGUUGUCUACUCUUAAUCUCACUGGUUCACUGUACUGCACAUAUCCACCAAAGCUAUUCACUGGACUGGAUGAGAAUAUCAUCUUUAUUAUUUGAAGAACAUAUUUCAAACACUUGUAGUACCACUCAUCUAAAGACAUGUGGUCUUGCAUAAUAUACUUCUACCAAUGUAAAUGUAUUGUUACCAACUACUCAAUAACAAAACGUGAUUCCCCCAACGUAGCUUGUGUAAAAAGUGAUAGCUGACAAGUGUGUGUUUCUACAUGUCUCCAGGUGUUCAACACCUACUGUAACGAGGACUAUGACAGGAGGAAUGAGGAGGUGGACCCAGUGGCCUCAUCAGCAGAGUACGAGCUGGAGAAGAGGGUGGAGAAACUGGAGCUGUUCCCUGUAGAGCUGGAGAAAGGUACAUAGACCUGGGGCCGAUCUCAAAUAGACCCAUAUAAUCAUAACCUCAAUGCACUAUCCCGUCACUCCCUACCCCCUAUGCACUUCAUGUACAGUGCCUUCAGAAAGUAUUCACACCCCUUAACUUUAUUCACAUUUUGUUGUGUUACAGCCUGAACUUAAAAUUUAUUAAAUUGAGAUUUUUUGUCACUGGCCUACACACAAUACCCCUUAAUGUCAAAGUGGAAUUAUGUUUUACAAAUGAAUACAAAAUGAAAAGCUCAAAUGUCUUGAGUCAAUAAGUAUUCAACCCCUUUGUUAUGGCAAGCCUAAAUAAGUUCAGGAGUAAAGAUGUGCUUGACAAGUCACAUAAUAAGUUGCAUGGACUCACUCUGUGUGCAAUACUAGUGUUUAAUAUGAUUUUUGAAUGGCUACCUCAUCUCUGUACCCCACACAUACAAUUAUGUGUAAGGUCCCUCAAUCGAGCAGUGAAUUUCAAGCACUGAUUCAACUACAAAGACCACGGAGGUUUUCCAAUGCCUAGCAACAAAGGGCACCUAUUGGUAGAUGGGUAAAAAUAAAAAAAGUAGACAUUGAAUACCUCUUUGAGCAUGGUGAAGUUAUUAAUUACACUUUAGAUGGUGUAUCGAUAAACACAGUAACUACAAAGAUUCAGGCGUCCUUCCUAACUCAGUUGCCGGAGAGGAAGGAAACCGCUCAGGGAUUUCACCAUAAGGCCAAUGGUGACUUUAAAACAUUUACAGUGGCUGUGAUAGGAGAAAACUGAGGAUGGAUCAACAACAUUGUAGUUACUCCACAAUACUAACCUAAAUGACAGAGUGAAAAGAAGGAAGCCUGUACAGAAUAAUAAAUAUUCCAAAGCAUCCAUCCUGUUUGCAAUAAGGCACUGAAGUAAAACUGCAAAAAUGUGGCAAAGAAAUUAACUUUAUGUCCUGAAUACAAAGCGUUAUGUUUGGGGCAAAGCCAACACAUCACUAAUUACCGCUCUUCAUAUUUUCAAGCAUGGUGGUGGCUGCAUCAUCUUAUGGGUAUGCUUGUCAUCAGCAAGGACUAAGGAGUUUUUUAGGACAAAAAUAAAUGGAAUAGUGCUAAGCACAGGGUUAGAGCUAAGCACCGGCUUGAAAAUCUAUGUCAAGGCUUGAAAAUCUAUGUCAAGGCUUGAAAAUCUAUGUCAAGGCUUGAAAAUCUAUGUCAAGGCUUGAAAAUAUCAGUCUAGCAAUGAUCAAGAACCAAUUUGAAUAAUUUUUAAAAGAAUAAUGUGCAAAUAUUGUACAAUCCAGGUGUGUAAAGCGCUUAGCGACUUACCCACAAAGACUCACAGCUGUAAUCACUUCCAAAGGUGAUUCUAACGUAUUGAAAACGUAUCUAAUAAAGAUAUAUUUUAUUUUUCAUACAUUUUUUACAAAUGUUAGAAUCUUUCCUCCGCUUUGAAUUUACAGAGCAUUUUGUGUAGAUAGUUGACAAAAAAUGACAAUUAAAUCAAUUUUAAUCCCACUUUGUAAGACAACAAAAUGUGUCAAGGGGUGUGAACACUUUCUGAAGGCACUCGUCCCUUACUUUCUGAACAUUCAUAAACCACAUUGCUUAUACCUGUCCAAUCCUUUCUGGUUUACACAAAUGCGUAGUGAGUAGUGAUUGGGGUCGAUUUGGGGUUAGCCAUAAAAUGUUGCCCUGAUAAAACAGAAGAGAAAAUACAAAGCAAUAUUUUGCAAGCUCGGAUCUGCAGGAUUUGGGUUAGAUAGUGUCUGCAGGGUUAGGGUUAGAUAGUUUCUGCAGGGUUAGAUAGUGUCUGCAGGGUUAGAUAGUGUCUGCAGGGUUAUAUAGUGUCUGCAGGGUUAGCUAGUGUCUGCAGGGUUAGCUAGUGUCUGCAGGGUUAGAUAGUGUCUGCAGGGUUAGAUCGUGUCUGCAGGGUUAGAUAGUGUCUGCAGGGUUAGAUAGUGUCUGCAAGGUUAGAUAGGGUCUGCAGGGUUAGAUAGUGUCUGCAGGGUUAGGGUUAGAUCGUGCCUGCAGGGUUAGAUAGUAUCUGCAGGGUUAGAUAGUGUCUGCAGGGUUAGAUAGUGUCUGCAGGGUUAGAUCGUGUCUGCAGGGUUAGAUCGUGUCUGCAGGGUUAGAUAGUGUCUGCAGGGUUAGAUAGUGUCUGCAGGGUUAGAUAGUGUAUGCAGGGUUAGAUAGUGUCUGCAGGAUUAGAUAGUGUCUGCAGGAUUAGAUUGUGUCUGCAGGGUUAGAUAGUGUCUGCAGGGUUAGAUAGUGUCUGCAGUGUUAGGGUUAGAUAGUGUCUGCAGGGUUAGCUAGUGUCCGCAGUGUUAGGGUUAGCUAGUGUCUGACGGGUUAGGGUUAGAUAGUGUCUGACGGGUUAGGGUUAGAUAGUUUCUGCAGGGUUAGCUAGUGUCCGCAGGGUUAGGGUUAGAUAGUGUCUGCAGGGUUAGAUAGUGUCUGCAGGGUUAGAUAGUGUCUGCAGGGUUAGAUAGUGUCUGCAGGGUCCUCUCUUCAGUUUCCAUCUUUACCUCAUCCUUUGAUGAAGGGGAUUCUGCAGCAUUAGUACAAUUUCAAUCAACCAAAUUUACAUUUUAGUAAUUUAGCAGACACUCUUAUCCAGAGCGACUUCAUACAUUUUGGUACUUUUUCAUACUUAUCCCCUGUUGGAAUUGAACCCACAACCCUGGCAUUGCAAGUGCCAUGCACUACCAACUGAGCCACCCGGGAGGACGAAUGGCACCCUAUACCCUAUAUAGUGCACUACUGUUAAUCAGGGUCCAUAGGGCUCUGGUCAAAUCUUUUAUUUAUUUCACCUUUAUUUAACCAGGUAAGCCAGUUGAGAACAAGUUCUCAUUUACAACUGCGACCUGGCCAAGAUAAAGCAAAGCAGUGCGAUAAAAACAACAACACAGAGUUACAUAAAAAAAAAAAAAACAUCAAGUCAAAAAUACAACAGAAAAUAGAAAAUCUAUAUACAGUGUGUGCAAAUGUAGCAAGUUAUGGAGGUAAGGCAAUAAAUAGGCCAUAGUGCAAAAUAAUUACAAUUAGUAUUAACACUGGAAUGAUAGAUGUGCAAGAGAUGAUGUGCAAAUAGAGAUAUUGGGGUGCAAUUGAGCAAAAUAAAUAACAAUAUGGGGAUGAGGUAGUUGGGUGGGCUAAUUACAGAUGGGCUGUGUACAGGUGCAGUGAUCGGUAAGGUGCUCUGACAACUGAUGCUUAAAGUUAGUGAGGGAGAUAAGAGUCUCCAGCUUCAGAGAACUUUGCAGUUCGUUCCAGUCAUUGGCAGCAGAGAACUGGAAGGAAUGGCGGCCAAAGGAGGUGUUGGCUUUGGGGAUGACCAGUGAGAUAUACCUGCUGGAGCGCAUACUACGGGUGGGUGUUGCUAUGGUGACCAAUGAGCUAAGAUAAGGCGGGGAUUUGCCUAGCAGUGAUUUAUAGAUGGCCUGGAGCCAGUGGGUUUGGCGACGAAGAUGUAGUGAGGACCAGCCAACAAGAGCGUACAGGUCACAGUGGUGGGUAGUAUAUGGGGCUUUGGUGACAAAACGGAUGGCACUGUGAUAGACUACAUCCAAUUUGCUGAGUAGAGUGUUGGAGGCUAUUUUGUAAAUGACAUCGGCGAAGUCAAGGAUCGGUAGGAUAGUCAGUUUUACGAGGGCAUGUUUGGCAGCAUGAGUGAAGGAGGCUUUGUUGCGAAAUACGAAGCCGAUUCUGGAUUUAACUUUGGAUUGGAGAUGCUUAAUGUGAGUCUGGAAGGAGAGUUUACAGUCUAACCAGACACCUAGGUAUUUGUAGUUGUCCACAUACUCUAGGUCAGACCCGUAGAGAGUAGUGAUUCUAGUCGGGUGGGCGGGUGCCAGCAAAUGAAGUGCAUUAGGGGACCAUUUGUGACACAAACCUAGAAUAGAAUUCUUUACAUUGUAUGAUUCUCUCCUCUCCUGUUAUGCAAUCCUUGAGAGGACCAUUAAUUAUUUAAUUGGAGUGUAAUUGUUUCAUAAUGGAAAGGAAUUUCCCGUCCAUGUUUUCCAUUUCAGUGGGACCAUUGAUGUAUUUUGUAGAUCAAUCCUACUCCAUUAAUAGAUCAAUCAUCUAAUCUCUCAAGUGCUGUAUCUAUCUAUCUAUCCCUCCCUCCUACCCACAGUCAGGGGGCUGACAUUGGGGAUGGUAUUGACUGAAACACACACACACAGGGCACCCCCCCCCCCUUCUCUCUCUCAGACACACAGACAUACACACUUGCCAUUGUAUAACUACUGUCUCCUCUCUGCCCAGAUGACGAUGGCCUUGGUAUCAGUAUCAUAGGGAUGGGAGUGGGUGCUGACGCCGGUCUGGAGAAACUUGGCAUCUUCGUCAAGACUGUCAUUGAGGGCGGGGCAGCUGAAAGAGAUGACAGGUAAGAGCUUUCUGCUUCCUGAGAAGGUGCCAACUCAAUCCCUGUACACACACACACACACACACACACACACACACACACACACACACACACACACACACACACACACACACACACACACCAGUCCUCAUUGCCCAGAGAGAUUUAGCAGCAGGGGUCUGGGAUUACAGUCAGGCGGGAGGCACGGCCUGAAAUUGAAGGAACGGCUCUGGGAUGUUAUCACACUCUGCAGCUGCAGGAAACAGUGUGUGUGUGUGUGUGUGUGUGUGUGUGUGUGGGUGUGGAUGUGUGGGGGGGUGCGUGGGUGCUUGCGUGUGCAUGCAUAAUAUAAUAUAACAUAAUAUACACUACGGGCAUAUCAAAGUGCUAGUGUUUAAGUUAGUAGUAGGCAAUGUAACCAUAGUAGGCAAUGUAACCAAUCACAGCCCUCCUUUUACUUGUAUCAUUGCACAUCCUGCAAGUCACCAGCAGAGGGCGACCAUUUUGAAUCAAUUUUCACAUUCACUCUGUUGGUAAUGCUUACAAAUUUACAUUUACAUAUACGUCAUUUAGCAGACGCUCUUAUACAGAGCGACUUACAGGAGCAAUUAGGGUUAAGUAAAAUUGGAUAAUAACUUUAAAAGUAGCAGAGAUCCCAAUCUGGAACUUCAUAUGCCCGUAGAGUCUAUUAUGGUCAACAAUAUACAAAAAAAAUUGCCAAAUAAAUGUUUUUAUAUUUUCAAUAUUCAUGUUUAUAUUUGUCAAUAUUCAUAAACUAAUAUCAACAUAUUAUUAUUAUUUUUAUCAAAAUACUACUCGUAUUGCUGAGCAAGAGGUAGAGCUUCAUAUGACACCAAUGUUUGCUUUUUAACACCUAUAGAUGAAACAAUAUGGAGUCUUAAAGGAGGUGUGGGUAAUGCCAAAAUGUCAUAAAUAUGCCAACUUUGAUCAAUUAUUUCUCAAUUAUGCUUUUAGAUACACAUGGCAAAUAUAUGUCAACAAUCCUUCUUCCAAAGGACUAUUCUAUGGAUUACAUUUCGUGAAAAUAUUUUUUUGUCUGGGUUUUGUGAGGAAUCACUCAACACAGAGCUCAGAUUUCAUAGUCACACAUGCACACAUGCAUGGACGCAUGCACACACACACACAGGAAGAGAGAGAAAACCACUCUGCAUCAUCUUCCACUGAGCCUCCCAGUCCCACCCCACACCUCGCUUAAAUCUGAGGGUUGAUCGGAACGUGGUCUUGGUGAGAGAUUUAAUGUGAGACAGAGAGGCCUGUGGGUGUGUGUGUGUGUGUGUGUGUGUGUGUGUGUGUGUGUUAGUGUGUUUGUCAAAUUAAAUCAAUAAAUCACAUUUUAUUUGUCACGUGAUUUGUAAACAACAGGUGUAGACUAACAGUGAAAUGUCUAUUUACGGGGCCCUUCCCAACAAUGCAGAGAGAAAGAAAAUAGAGAAAUCAUAGAAAAGUAAAACGCAUAAUAAUAAAAGUAAUAAUAGAUACACAAUGAGUAACGAUAACUUGGCUAUAUACACGAGGUACCGGUACCGAGUCAAUGUGCAGGGGUACGAGGUAAUUGAGGUAGAUAUGUACAUAAAACUAGGAAUAAAGUGACUAGGCAACAGGAUAGAUAAUAAACAGUAGCAGCAGCGUAUGUGAUGAGUUAAAAAAGUUAGUGCAAAAAGGGUCAAUGCAAAUAGUCCGGGUAGCAAUUUAGUUAACUAUUUAACUAACUGUUCAGUGUCCUGUUGGUUCAAGACUUGGUGCAUCGGUACCACUUGCCAUGCGGUAGCAGAGUGAACAGUCUAUGACUUGGGUGGCUGGACAUCGCUGGGUAUAGAGGUCCUGGAUGGCAGUGAGCUCGGCCCCAGUGAUGUACUGGCCGUGCGCACUACCCUCUGUAGUGCCUUGUAGUCGGAUGCCAAGCAGUUGUCAUACCAAGUGGUGAUACAGCAAGUCAAGAUGCUCUCAAUGGUGCAGCUGUAUAACCUUUUGAGGAUCUGAGGGCCCAUGCCAAAUCUUUUCAGCCUCCUGAGGGGGAAGAGACGUUGCGUGUGGACCAUGAUAGAUCCUUAGUGAUGUUGACACCGAGGAACUUGAAGCUCUCGACCUGCUCCACUACAGUCCUAUCGAUGUGACGUUGAGGGAGAUGUUGUUGUUGUCCUGGCACCACACUACCAGGUCUCUGACCUCCUCUCUAUAAGCUUUCUCAUCGUCGUAGGUGAUCAGGCCUACCACAGUCGUGUCGUCAGCAAACUUAAUGAUGGUGUUGGAGUGGAGCGUGGCCACGCAGUCAUGGGUGAACAGGAAGUACAGGAGGGGACUAAGCACGCACCCCUGAGGAGCCCCCUUGAGGGUCAGUGUGGCGGAUGUGUUGUUGCCUACCCUCACCACCUGGGGAUGGCCCGUCAGGAAAUCCAGGAUCCAGUUGCAGAGGGAGGUGUUCAGUCCCAGGGUCCUUAGCUCAGUGAUGCGCUUGGAGGGCACUAUGGUGUUGAAUGCUGAGCUGUAGUCAAUGAACAGCAUUCUCACAUUGGUAUUCCCUUGUCCAGGUUGGAGAGGGCAGUGUGGAGUGCAUUAGAGAUUGCGUCACCUGUGGAUCUGUUGGGGCGGUAUGCGAAUUGGAGUGGGUCCAGGGUGUCUGGGAUUAUGGUGUUGAUGUGAGCCAUGACCAGCCUUUUAAAGCAUUUCAUGGCUACAGAUUUGAGUGCUAUGGGGCGAUAGUCAUUUAGACAGGUUACCUGGGCUUUCUUGGGCACAGGGACUAUGGUGGUCUGCUUAAAACAUGUAGGUAUUACAGACUGGGUCAGGGAGAGGUUCAAAAUGUCAGUGACGACACUUCAAAUUAAAUCAAAUCAAAUUUGAAUGGUCACAUACACAUAUUUAGCAGAUGUUAUUGCAGGUGUAGCGAAAUGCUUGUGUUCCUAGCGCCAACAGUGCAGUAGUAUCUAACAAUUCACAACAAUACACACAAAUCUAAAAGUAAAAUAAUGGAAUUAAGAAAUAUAUAAAUAUUAGGAUGAGCAAUGUCGGAGUGGCAUUGACUAAAAUACAGUAGAAUAGAAUACAGUAUAUACAUAUGAAAUGAGUAAAGCAGUAUGUAAACAUUAUUAAAGUGACCAGUGAUGUAUAUAGGGCAGCAGCCUCUAAGGUGCAGGAUUGAGUAAACGGGUGGUAGCCGGCUAGUGAUGGCUAUUUAACAGUCUGAUGGCCUUGAGAUAGAAGCUGUUUUUCAGUGUCUGUCCCAGCUUUGACGCACCUGUACUGACCUCGCCUUCUGGAUGGUAGCGGGGUGAACAGGCCGUGGCUCGGAUGGUUGAUGUCCUUGAUCUUUUUGGCCUUCCUGUAACAUCGGGUGCUGUAGGUGUCCUGGAGGGCAGGCAGUGUGCCCCCGGUAAGGCAUUGGGCAGACCGCACCACCCUCUGGAGAGCCCUGAGGUUGCGGGUGGUGCAGUUGCCGUACCAGGCGGUGAUACAGCCCGACAGGUGCUCUCAAUUGUGCAUCUGUAAAAGUUUGUGAGGGUCUUAGGGACCAGAAGUCCCCACAAGAAUAGUAAACCAAUAAAAAUUUGACCAACUGGGGACAUUUUGUUGGUCCCCACAAGGUCAAAUGCUAUUUCUAGGGGGUUUAGGGUUAAGGUUAGAAUUAGUGUUAGGGUUAGAAUUAGGUUUAGGGUUAGGAGAUCGGGUUCGUUUUAGGGUUAGGGUUAAGGUUAGGUUUUUGGGUUAAGGGUAAGGCUACGAGUUAGGGUUAGGUUUAGGGUUAGGGGUUAGGGAAAAUAGGAUUUUGAAUGGGACUGAAUUGUAUGUCCCCACAAGGUUAGCUGCGCAAGACUGUGUGUGUGUGUGUGCGUGUGUGCAUGUGUGCGUGUGUGCACAUUGCUUAACAGUCUAGUCUCGCUAAGGCAGCAGCAACUCUUCCUGGGGUCCUGGGGUCCAAACACAUUAAAGCACUUACAUUACAUAUAAAACAAAAAAUAAAACAGUACAUCAUAUAACAUUAUUACACCACUACAUAUCUACAAUACAACAUGUAUGAUACAAAAUGUAUAAUACCACCAUACAACAAUAUUACAAUGUAUGCGUAUGUCUGUACCUUUGUGCUAAAUUAAGGCAGUUAUACAAAAAACAUUACAAUACAUGCACAACAGAUUUCACAACACAUGAAGUGUGUGCCCUCAGGCCCUUACUCUACAACCACAUAUCUACAACACAAAAUCCAUGUGUACGUGUGAGUAUAGUGCCUUGCAAAAGUAUUCAUCCCCCUUGGCGGUUUUCCUAUUUUGUUGCAUUACAACCUGUAAUUUAAAUUGAUUUUUAUUUGGAUUUCAUGUAAUGGACAUACACAAAAUAGUCCAAAUUGGUGAAGUGAAAUAAAAAAAAUAACUUGUUUAAAAAAAUGCUAGAAAAUAAAUAACGGAAAAGUAGUGCGUGCAUAUGUAUUCACCCCCUUUGCUAUGAAGCCCCUAAAUAAGAUCUGGUGCAACCAAUUACCUUCAGAAGUCACAUAAUUAGUUAAAUAAAGUCCACCUGUGUGCAAUCUAAGUGUCACAUGAUCUGUCACAUGAUCUCAGUAUAUAUACACCUGUUGUGAAAGGCCCCAGAGUCUGCAACACCACUAAGCAAGGGGCACCACCAAGCAAGCAGCACUCAAUUUCCACAUUAUUCAUUACGAGAUAUAGUUGAGGUUUAGGGUUUAAUGAAUGAUUUGUCCCAAAUAAAAUGCUUUUAGUUUUGGAAAUAUUUAGGACUAACUUAGUCCUUGCCACCCAUUCUGAAACUAACUGCAGCUCUUUGUUAAGUGUUGCAGUCAUUUCAGUUGCUGUAGCAGCUGACUUUAGUGUUGAGUCACCCGCAUACAUAGACACACUGGCUUUACUCAAAGUCAGUGGCAUGUCGUUAGUAAAGAUUGAAAGAAGUAAGGGGCCUAAAGAGCUACCCUGGGGAAUUCCUGAUUCUACCUGGAUUAUGUUGGAGAGGCUUCCAUUAAAGAACACCCUCUGUGUUCUGUUAGACAAGUAACUAUUUAUCCACAAUAUAGCAGGGGGUGUAAAGCCAAAACACAUUUUUCCAGCAGCAGACUAUGAUCGAUAAUGUCAAAAGCUGCACUGAAGUCUAACAAAACAGCCCCCAGAAUCUUUUUAUCUCAAUUUCUCUCAGCCAAUCAUCAGUAAUUUGUGUAAGUCUGUCUGUGUGAGGUGGUUUGUAUUCUGUCUGUCUGUCUGUCUGUCUGUCUGAGGUGGUUUGUAUUCAGUCUGGUGGCCUGACACCAUACAGUAUGUCAGUAAUCAUAUCUGUGUUUGUCCACCAUCAUGACUGGCUGAGUUAGCUGGAUGUGACGCCACAUUGAUUCAGACUGUAAACCGCUGUUAGGUCAGACAGUGUUAGUUUUGACACAUUUUAAGUGUCAAAGUUUAAAUUCUCAGAAUAACUUGGACAUCCACCGUAUUGAUGCUUUGUUACAUGGGUAUUAUAAGGUUAUUGCGACCAUAGAAGAUCUAUGUAUAGGAAAUAUUUUUAAAACAUGCCCAGGACUUUCACACUAAUGUUAUCUAAAUGAAUUAUUAUGUUCGAUUUGUUAUAUCAAAAUGGAAUUUCAAAAAGGCAGCCUAUUCAUCAUUGUUUUGUUAUAGAUAUUGAACUGUCACCGCAACAGCCAUGUCACAGGCUGUGACUGCGUCCCAAAUGGCACCGUAUUCACUAUGGGCCCUGGUCAAAAGUAGUUCACUAUAUAGAGAAUAGGGUGCCAUUUGGGGAACAAACACUCAGAUAACCUUGUUUCCUCUGUUGACCAAAGUGCUGUUGGAUCACAAGCCCUGGGCGCUAGCAGGCAGCGAUAGCUAUACAUCCUGUCAUGUCCUAGCUAACCCCACAGUUUGAAUGUAAUGCUUUCUGUUUGUUAGGCGAUAGUGCUGCUCCACUAUUGCAAUGGAGAAUGGUUGCCUCAAGACAGUCUAGCUGUACUGUAUUCAGUAGUUUGAUAAUUGGCUAUUGGACCAUUUCUAAACACUCAGCUCACAUCAUGUGGCCCUUUCACAAUAAUACAUUUUCAAAACCAGAUUAUGAAAUCCCUUGACUUCAAUUAGAUAUUUUCUAAGCAUCCCUUACUCAACAUCGACUUUUCUCAUCACUCUGCAAAGAACCAUAUCAGUGCAUAGUCGACUAGUGCACAGUGGAUCCUUUUAUAUAUAUAUAUAUAUAUAUACAGUACCAGUCAAAAGUUUGGACACACCUACUCAUUCCAGGGUUUUUCUUUAUUUUUUACUAUUUUCUACAUUGUAGAAUAAUAGUGAAGACAUCAAAAUUAUGAAAUAACACAAAUAGAAUCAUGUAGUUAACCAAAUCAAAAUAUAUUUUAGAUUUUAGAUUCUUCAAAGUAGCCACCCUUUGCAUUGAUGACAGCUUUGCACACUCUUGGCAUUAUCUCAACCAGCUUCAUGAGGUAGUCACCUGGAAUGCAUUUCAAUUAACAGUUGUACCUUGUUAAACUUCAUUUGUGGAAUUUCUUUCCUUGUUAAUGCGUUUGAGCCAAUCAGUUGUGUUGUGACAAGGUAAGGGUGGUAUACAGAAGGAAGCCCUAUUUGGUAAAAUACCAAGUCCAUAUUAUGGCAAGAACAGCUCAAAUAAGCAAAGAGAAACGAAAGUCCAUCAUUACUUUAAGACAUGAAGGUCAGUCAAUCCGGAAACUUUUCAAGAACUUUGAACAUUUCUUCAAGCGCAGUCGCAAAACCAUCAAGCGCUAUGAUGAAACUGGCUCUCAUGAGGACCGCCACUGGAAAGGAAGACCCAGAGUUACCUCUGCUGCAGAGGAUAAGUUCAUUAGAGUCACCAGCCUCAGAAAUUGCAGCCCAAAUAAAUGCUUAACAGAGUUCAAGUAACAGACUCAUCUCAACAUCAACUGUUCAGAGGAGACUGCGUGAAUCCGGCCUUCAUGCUCGAAUUGCUGCAAAGAAACCACUACUAAAGGACGCCAAUAAUAGGACGAGACUUGCUUGGGCCAAGAAACACGGGCAAUGGACAUUAGACCGGUGGAAAUCUGUUCUUUGGUCUGAUGAGUCCAAAUGUGAGAUUUUUGGUUCCAACCGCAGUGUCUUUGUAAGAUGCAGAGUAGGUGAAUGGAUGAUCUCCGCAUGUGUGGUUCCCACCGUGAAGCAUGGAGGAGGAGGUUUGAUGGUGUGGGGGUGCUUUGCUAGUGACACUGUCUGUGAUUUAUUUAGAAUUCAACGCACACUUAACCAGUAUGGCUACCACAGCAUUCUGCAGCGACACGCCAUCCCAUCUGGUUUGUGCUUAGUGGGACUAUCAUUUGUUUUUCAACAGGACAAUGACCCAAAACACACCUCCAGGCUUUGUAAGGGCUAUUUGACCAAGAAGGAGAGUGAUGGAGUGCUGCAUCAGAUGACCUGGCCUCCACAAUUACCUGACCUCAACCCAAUUGAGAUGGGUUGGGAUGAAUUGGACUGCAAAGUGAAGGAAAAGCAGCCAACAAGUGCUCAGCGUAUGAGGGAACUCCUUCAAGACUGUUGGAAAAGCAUUCCUCAUGAAGCUGGUUGAGCGAAUGCCAAGAGUGUAAUAAGCUGUCAUCAAGACAAAGUGUGGCUACUUUGAAGAAUCUAAAAUAAAACAUAUAUUUAGAUUUGUUUAACACUUUUUUGGUUACUACAGUGAGGGAAAAAAGUAUUUGAUCCCCUGCUGAUUUUGUACGUUUGCCCACUGACAAAGAAAUGAUCAGUCUAUAAUUUUAAUGGAAGGUUUAUUUGAACAGUGAGAGACAGAAUAACAACAACGCAUGUUAAAAAUGUUAUAAAUUGAUUUGCAUUUUAAUGAGGGAAAUAAGUAUUUGACCCCCUCUCAGUCAGAAAGAUUUCUGGCUCCCAGGUGUCUUUUAUACAGGUAACGAGCUGUGAUUAGGAGCACACUCUUAAAGGGAGUGCUCCUAAUCUCAGCUUGUUACCUGUAUAAAAGACACCUGUCCACAGAAGCAAUCAAUCAAUCAGAUUCCAAACUCUCCACCAUGACCAAGACCAAAGAGCUCUCCAAGGAUGUCAGGGACAAGAUUGUACACCUACACAAGGCUGGAAUGGGCUACAAGACCAUCGCCAAGCAGCUUGGUGAGAAGGUGACAACAGUUGGUGCGAUUAUUCGCAAAUGGAAGAAACACAAAAGAACUGUCAAUCUCCCUCGGCCUGGGGCUCCAUACAAGAUCUCACCGCGUGGAGUUGCAAUGAUCAUGAGAAUGGUGAGGAAUCAUCCCAGAACUACACGGGAGGAUCUUGUCAAUGAUCUCAAGGCAGCUGGGACCAUAGUCACCAAGAAAACAAUUGGUAAUACACUACGCCAUGAAGGACUGAAAUCCUGCAGCGCCCGCAAGGUCCCCCUGCUCAAGAAAGCACAUAUACAGGGCCGUCUAAAGUUUGCCAAUGAACAUCUGAAUGAUUCAGAGGAGAACUGGGUGAAAGUGUUGUGGUCAGAUGACACCAAAAUGGAGCUCUUUGGCAUCAACUCAACUCGCCGUGUUUGGAGGAGGAGGAAUGCUGCCUAUGACCCCAAGAACACCAUCCCCACCGUCAAACAUGGAGGUGGAAACAUUAUGCUUUGGGGGUGUUUUUCUGCUAAGGGGACAGGACAACUUCACCGCAUCAAAGGGACGAUGGACGGGGCCAUGUACCAUCAAAUCUUGGGUGAGAACCUCCUUCCCUCAGCCAGGGCAUUGAAAAUGGGUCGUGGAUGGGUAUUCCAGCAUGACAAUGACCCAAAAUACACGGCCAAGGCAACAAAGAAGUGGCUCAAGAAGAGGCACAUUAAGGUCCUGGAGUGGCCUAGCCAGUCUCCAGACCUUAAUCCCAAAGAAAAUCUGUGGAGGGAGCUAAAGGUUCGAGAUGCCAAACGUCAGCCUCGAAACCUUAAUUACUUGGAGAAGAUCUGCAAAGAGGAGUGGAACAAAAUCCCUCCUGAGAUGUGUGCAAACCUGGUGGCCAACUACAAGAAACGUCUGACCUCUGUGAUUGCCAACAAGGGUUUUGCCACCAAGUACUAAGUCAUGUUUUGCAGAGGGGUCAAACACUUCUUUCCCUCAUUAAAAUGCAAAUCAAUUCAUAACAUUUUUGACAUGCGUUAUUCUGUCUCUCACUGUUCAAAUAAACCUACCAUUAAAAUUAUAGACUGAUCAUGUCUUUGUCAGUGGGCAAACAUUCAAAAUCAGCAGGGGAUCAAAUACUUUUUUCCCUCACUGUACAUGAUUCCAUAAGUGUUAUUUCAUAGUUUUGAUGUCUUCACAAUUAUUCUACAAUGUAGAAAAUUGUCAAAAUAAAGAAAAACCCAGUGGAUUUUGAAAGUAUUCACCCCCCUUGUCAUUUUUCCUAUUUUGUUGCCUUACAACCUGGAAUUAAAAUGGAUUUUUGGGGGGGUUGUAUCAUUUGAUUUACACAACAUGCCUACCACUUUGAAGAUGCAAAAUAUUUUUGAUCGUGAAACAAACAAGACAUAAGACAAAAAAACAGAAAACCUGAGCGUGCAUAACUAUUCACCCCCCCCCCCCCCCCCCCCCCCCCCCCCCCCCCCCAAAGUCAAUACUUUGUACAGCCAGCUUUUGCAGCAAUUACAGCUGCAAAUCUCUUGGGGUAUGUCUCUAUAAGCUUGGCACAUCUAGCCACUGGGAUUUUUGCCCAUUCUUCAAGGCAAAACUGCUCCAGCACCUUCAAGUUGGAUGGGUUCCGCUGGUGUGCACCAGAUCCUAUUUAGGGGCUUCGUAGCAAAGGGGGUGAAUACAUAUGCACGCACCACUUUUCCGUUAUUUAUUUUUUUGAAUUUUUUUAAACAAGUAAUUUUUUUCAUUUCACUUCACCAAUUUGGACAAUUUUGUGUAUGUCCAUUACAUGAAAUCCAAAUAAAAUCCAUUUAAAUUACAGGUUGUAACGCCAAGGGGGAUGAAUACUUUUGCAAGGCACUGUAAAUAAAGUCCACCUGUGUGCAAUCUAAGUGUCACAUGAUCUGUCACAUGAUCUCAGUAUAUAUACACCUGUUCUGAAAGGCCCCAGAGUCUGCAACACCACUAAGCAACGGGCACCACCAAGCAAGCGGCACCAUGAAGACCAAGGAGCUCUCCAAACAGGUCAGGGACAAAGUUGUGGAGAAGUACAGAUCAGGGUUGGGUUAUAAAAAAAUAUCAGAAACUUUGAACAUCCCACGGAGCACCAUUAAAUCCAUUAUUAAAAAAUGGAAAGAAUAUGGCACCACAACAAACCUGCCAAGAGAGGGCUGCCCACCAAAACUCAAGGACCAGGCAAGGAGGGCAUUAAUCAGAGAGGCAACAAAGAGACAAAAGAUAACCCUGAAGGAGCUGCAAAGCACCACAGCGGAGAUUGGAGUAUCUGUCCAUAGGACCACUUGAAGCCGUACACUCCACAGAGCUGGGCUUUACGGAAAAAAGCCAUUGCUUAAAGAAAAAAAUAAGCAAACACGUUUGGUGUUCGCCAAAAGGCAUGUGGGAGACUCCCCAAACAUAUGGAAGAAGGUACUCUGGUCAGAUGAGACUAAAAUUGAGCUUUUUGGCCAUCAAGGAAAACGCUAUGUCUGGCGCAAACCCAACACCUUUCAUCAAUCCGAGAACACCAUCCAUCACCAUGUUUUUCAUCGGCAGGGACUGGGAAACUGGUCAGAAUUGAAGGAAUGAUGGAUGGGGCUAAAUACAGGGAAAUUCUUGAGGGAAACCUUUUUCAGUCUUCCAGAGAUUUGAGACUGGGACGGAGGUUCACCUUCCAGCAGGACAAUGACCCUAAGCAUACUGAUAAAGCAACACUCGAGUGGUUUAAGGGGAAACAUUUUAAAUGUCUUGGAAUGGUCUAGUCAAAGCCCAGACCUCAAUCCAAUUGAGAAUCUGUGGUAUGACUUAAAGAUUACUGUACACCAGCGGAACCCAUCCAACUUGAAGGAGCUGGAGCAGUUUUGCCUUGAAGAAUGGGCAAAAAUCCCAGUGGCUAGAUAUAGAUUAUAGAGAUAUACCCCAAGAGACUUGCAGCUGUAAUUGCUGCAAAAGGUGGCUGUACAAAGUAUUGACUUUGGGGGGGUGAAUAAUUAUGCACGCUCAAGUUCUGUUUUUUUGUUUGUUUCACAAUAAAAAAGAUUUUGCAUCUUCAAAGUGGUUGGCAUGUUGUGUAAAUCAAAUUAUACAAACCUGCCAAAAAUCAAUUUUAAUUCCAGGUUGUAAGGCAACAAAAUAGGAAAAAUGCCAAGGGGGGUGAAUACUUUUGCAAGCCACUGUAACUAAUUAUGUGACUUCUGAAGGUAAUUGGUUGCACCAGAUCCUAUUUAGGGGCUUCGUAGCAAAGGGGGUGAAUACAUAUGCACGCACCACUUUUCCGUUAUUGAUUGUUUAGAAUUCUUUGAUAUAUAUUUUUUGGGGUCCAUUACAUGAAAUCCAAAUAAAAUAUCCAUUUAAAUUACAGGUUGUAAUGCAACAAAAUAGGAAAAACGCCAAGGGGGAUGAAUACUUUUGCAAGGCACUGUACAAUAUAUAUAUGUAUAUAUAUAUAUAUUUUUUUUUUUUAAAUAUAUAAACAUAACAGAUAGGGAGAGAAUGACAAGCAGUUGGCCUGACUCGAACCUAUGUCGUAGACAUGUGUACCGGAAGCUGCGGCAUUACCACUAGACCAGCCAGGCCACUGCUCAGUAGAUCCUACAGUAACCUGUAUCUAACCUGUGGGUGACCUUCAAUUUCCUACAGUGUGUUGUGUCGUAGGAUCAAGGUGAACGACCAGAUUGUGGAGGUGGACGGCACCAGUCUGGUGGGGGUGACCCAGAGCUUCGCUGCCUCCGUCCUGAGGAACACCCAGGGAGUGGUUAGGUAAGAACAACCACCACAUCCAUAACAUUUUAUUUUCAUUUAUUUAUACAGCUCAGUCCACAGUACCAUAAAGUGGCAUCAGCUAUGGUCUGUUUAGUUAAAACGGCAUUGUUAGAGGGGAAUAACUCAAUGUGUACUGCUACACUUUAUACAGUAGUCUGCCAUAUAGUCAUCCUUUCUGCACAUGAGAAAUAAUGCAUGGGUCGUUCCACAAAAAUAGUGCCUUUUGCGUUGCUUUGAUAUUUUAAGUAGAAAUUGUGCACUGAUAUUGAAUUUUAAAAAGCCUGUUAUAUUAAAUGAAUUGCCGUUUAAUAUAGACCACAUGGAGAAAUCAAUAAAUCGGAUUUUUUAUAUGAAUAAAGGCUUGCUAAAGUGCCCAAAUUCCGCGCAUUUUGACAUGUCCCUCCAUCAACCCUGUGUCACUUCUAGGAACAGUUUUACCCCCCUAAUCCCAAAAUGUCUCCCAAGUUUCACCAUCAUUGUAAAGCCCUAGUUAUUUUGUUGCUUUGACAAAGUAUUUUCUGAAGAUUAUUAUUUAUUUCAUGUGAUUAGUGAUUCAUUUACGCCUGUCCCUCAUUUUAAGGUCAACCCUGUUACGUGAACUGAACUCUCGUUUUUAUAUGGUGAAACUGUUCCUUUUUAUAUAUUUUUUAAGGAAACAUUGAACAUCUAAUAGUCAAAUCAUAGUGUAAAAGCAGGUGAGCUGGUUCUACUCUUUUUUGGCCAUUUUCUGGUAUUUAGUGGUGGAAAACUGAGAGGGUCGAGCAUAACACGUCUACUACACACAGGGUAGAUAGACAGGCUAGAAAUGUUUGAACAAUUGCCUUUUUUUUGUUAAGCUUGCAUUUAACUGCCCCUCCCUGUUGCACACAACAAGCGUUUUAUGGAUUUAUGGCUGAUGUAAGGUGAAAUCGUUAACCCUGUUAUGGUCAACCCUGUUACGGUCAACCCUGUUACUUUAUUUGACACUUAUAGGCACUUACUAUAAAAAAAAAAAUGUUAGAUUGGAAAACGUGUUUUUUAUUAAGUUGAACAUGUGCUCUUUAUGACAGAACGUUAAAAUUUGGUAAAAUCAAACGUUUUUUGGGACUAAGUUACACUUUGACUAAGGCACCGAAUUGCUGGGACGACCUACAUGCGUCCACUUUACUGUGAUUCUAUAUCAUAGCAUUCUCUUACAUUAAAAAAGUGGUGUUUAUAUUGUGUUGUGUCUAUUAGUGGACAGGGGGGCCAUUUUGUCUUUAAACUUAAACCCAAUAUACUGUUAAUGUUUUCAAACUGCAGACCACCAAAACUGCUACAUGAACACACAACAUAGACUGCAUUUGAAAACUGUUUUGGCAGACCCCCAUUCAUGCAUUCAUUAGCAUAAUGUAAAUAGCGUGGAAAUAUGACUGUGAAGAAUGUAUCAGUGUAAGAGAGUAGCAGUGGACAGCAGGCCUCCACUCUACAGAGCAGAGCACUCUUCUCCCAAACAAUAUAGGAGCUCUCUCUCUCUCUCUCUUUAUCCUCCCUGGGUUUGAUCGCUCUGUGCCCCAGAUUCGCCAUUUCAACUAAAUUUAACCCUGACUUACGACAUCAUCCAGGUCUCUGAAACCACACAAGUACGAGUUCACUGGUCACUCAGCAUAAGGCUUAAAAAAGAAAGCAUAUAUUUGCCACCACAUUUAUAAACCAGAUGUUAAAAGACAACACAAUUAAACAACAUCCCACAUGGUUGACUGACUGAGGGCAUAUCUGUUGUGUGAGACAACGUAGUGCGGACAUCCCACCCGUUGGGGUCCAGAGGACCGAGUUUGGGAAACGCUGCUAUAUAGGGAAGGGAAUAGGGUGCCAUUUGGGACUCAGCCCCUGUCUGUCAACAUACUGUAGCAGCUCCUAAUGGACAAGAUAUGUCUGUAUUAUGGCUGUUGUUCCCAGAGCAGUGGAAGCAGGGUGGACCCCCCCCUGCAUGUUGCUUUACCGGGAAAGAAGAAACUGUUUCCAGGUCAGCUGCUAGAUGGAGAGAUGGAGGAGCGCGGGCCGUGAUUCUGAUUCCUCUCAGUUGUUGAUUCAGAUGUAGAUCAACGUUAACUCUGGAAUGUAGCCAGCCUAGCUCUGUAAUCAGCAUGCCCACUCCGGAUGAUUGGAGACUCAGUCAAAUAUGCUCUCCCACUGAGAUAGAGCGAUCCAUCUUGGAAUAAACGAGAGAGAAACAAGAUAAAUAUGUAUUUCUACCACCUGUAUGCUGGGUAUGCUGGGUGGUAGAGAGGGAACAUGGGGAAAGAAAGCCUGCCCCUCUCCCUCUCUCUCACUCUCUCUCUCUCUCGCUCUGUUGCUAUGUCUCUCUCUCUCUCUCAUUCACUCUCUCUCUCUUUGUCUCUCUUUCUCCCUCUGUUUUGCCCUCUCUCAAAUUCAAAUUCAAAUUGCUUUAUUGGCAUGGAAAGUGUUACCACAUACACUACCAGUCAAAGGUUUGGACACACCUACUCAUUCAAGGGUUUUUCUUUAUUUUUACUAUUUUUUACAUUGUAGAAUAAAAGUGAAGACAUCAAAAUUAUGAAAUAACACAUAUGGAAUCAUGUAGUAACCUUGAUGACAGCUUUACACACUCUGCAUUCUCUCAACCAGCUUCAUGACGUAGUCACCUAGAAUGCAUUUCAAUUAACAGGUGUGCCUUCUUAAAAGUUAAUUUGUGGAAUUUAUUUUCUUCUUAAUGCGUUUGAGCCAAUCAGUUGUGUUGUGACAAGGUAGGGGGGGUAUACAGAAGAUAGCCCUAUUUGGUAAAAGACCAAGUCCAUAUUAUGGCAAGAACAGCUCAAAUAAGCGAAGAGAAAUGACAGUCCAUCAUUACUUUAAGACAUGAAGGUCAGUCAAUACGGAAACUUUCAAGAACUUUUCAAGUUUCUUCAAGUGCAGUCGCAAAAACCAUCAAGCGCUAUUAGGAAACUGGCUCUCAUGAGGACCGCCACAGGAAUGGAAGACCCAGAGUUACCUCUGCUGCAGAGGAUAAUUCAUUAGAGUUACCAGCCUCAGAAAUUGCAGCCCAAAUAAAUGCUUCACAGAGUUCAAGUCACAGUGUAGCGGGUGAUUUGGACGGAGUCAGGCGGCGCAGGAGGUGUAAAUCACAGAAUAAUGGUUUAUUCUGCCAAUACAGCGGUUCGCAGCAAUGCGUAAAACAACUACAGUGCGACUUAAUGGCGCACUGGGGAAAACAAAAUACACGAGUGAAUAUCCCGGCGAUAAAGUACAUAAUGCUCCACCAAGCUAUCGACACCUCCACAUGGAAACAAUCACACACAAAGACAUGGGGGGCAGAGGGAAUACUUACACAGGGACUGAUGAGGGGAUAUGAACCAGGUGUGUGUAAAAAAGAAGACAAAACAAAUGGAAUGAUGAGAAGAGGAGCGGCAGUGGCUAGAAGGCCGGUGACGACGAACGCAGAAGCCUGCCCGAACAAGGAGUCAUGACAGUACCCCCACCUUGAUGUGCAGCUCCAGCAGCGCGCUAACACCGGCCUCGGGAACGGCCAGGAGGACGCGGAGCAGGGCGAUCCGGAUGGCGACGGUGGAAAUCCUGCAACAGGCAGGGAUCGAGGACAUCCUUCACCAGGACCCAGCACCGCUCCUCCGGACCGUACCCCUCCCACUCCACGAGGUGCUGAAGGCCCCCCACCCGACGCCUCGAAUCCAGGAUGGAACGAACAGAGUACGCCGGGGUCCCCUUGAUGUCCAGAGGGGGCGGAGGGACCUCCUGUACCUCAGACUCCUGGAGCGGACCAGCCACCACCAGCCUGAGGAGAGAUAUGUGAAACGAGGGGUUAAUACGGUAAUCAGGAGGGAGCAGCAACCUAUACGUAACCUCGUUAACUCGCCUCAGGACUUUGAACGGCCCCACAAACCGCGGGCUCAGCUUCCGGUUGGGCAGGCGAAGGGGCAGGUUCCGGGUCGAGAGCCAGACCCGAUCACCCGGUACAAAGACCGGGGCCUUAAUACGGUGGCGGUCAGCGUUAGCUUUCUGGCGACGCACAGCGCUGGAGGUGGACGUGGGCGGUGUUCUACGUCUCCUUCGCGCGCCGAAACCAGUCGACCACCGCAGGCGCUUCGGUCUGGCUCUGAUGCCACGGUGCCAGGACCGGAGGAUACCCUAAAACACAUUGAAAUGGUGAUAGGUUAGUGGAGGAGUGGCGGAGAGAGUUCUGGGCAUAUUCGGCACAUGGCAAGAACACAGACCACUCCCCCGGCCGGUUCUGACAGUAGGACCGCAGGAACCUACCCACAUCCUGAUUCACCCAUUCCACCUGCCCAUUAGAUUUGGGGUGAAACCCAGAGGUCAGGCUGACCGACACCCCCAGACGUUCCAUGAACGCCUUCCAGACCCUAGAAGUAAACUGGGGACCCCGGUCAGACACUAUGUCCUCUGGCACCCCGUAGUGCCGGAAGACUUGAGUGAACAGGGCUUCCGCAGUUUGCAAGGCCGUGGGGAGACCGGGCAGAGGGAGGAGACGGCAGGCUUUAGAGAAGCGGUCCACAACGACCAGGAUGGUGGUGUUACCCUGAGAGAGGGGAAGAUCAGUUAGAAAGUCAAUCGAUAAGUGGGACCAUGGCCGUUGUGGAACUGGUAAGGGAUGUAAUUUACCCGCUGGAAGGUGCCUAGGUGCCUUACUCAGGGCGCACACCGAGCAGGAGGAGACAUACACCCUCACGUCCUUAGCCAAGGUAGGCCACCAGUACUUCCCGGUCAGGCAGCGCACUGUACGGCUGAUGCCUGGGUGACCAGGGGAGGGGGACGUGUGUGCCCAAUAGAUAAGACGAUCACGGACACUAGACGGCACGUACCACAGCCCAGCUAGGCACUGAGGUGGAGAUGGCUCUGUGCGUAACACCCGCUCUAUGUCCGCGUCCACCGCCCACACCACCGGCGCCACAAUGCAGGAGGCCGGGAGUAUGAGGCUGUUGUCUAUGGGCCUCUCCUCUGUGUCGUACAGCCGUGACCGUGCGUCUGCCUUCACGUUCUUUGUGCCUGGUAUAUAGGACAGCGUGAAAUCAAACCGGGUGAAGAACAAGGCCCACCUGGCCUGGCAAGGGUUCACCCUCCUCGCUGCCCGGAUGUACUCCAGGUUACGGUGGUCAGUCCAGACGAGGAAAGGGUGUUUCGCCCCCUCAAGCAAGUGCCUCCAUGCUGUCAGGGCUCUGACAACAGUCAACAGCUCCCGAUCACCAACGUCAUAGUUCUGCUCCGCCGGGCUGAGCUUCUUAGAGAAGAAGGCACAGGGGCGGAGCUUGGGUGGCGUGCCCGAGCGUUGGGAUAGGACAAAGCCUACACCUACCUCGGACACAUCCACCUCCACUACGAACGGCAAUGAUGGAUCGAGAUGGGCCAGUACCGGGGCUGAGGUGAACAGAGCCCUCAGGUUACUGAAAGCCCUGUCAGCCUCAGCAGACCAGUGGAGCCGGGAUGGGCCACCCUUCAACAGAGAGGUGAUGGGAGCUGCGACCUUGCCAAAGCCCCGGAUAAACCUCCGAUAGUAAUUGGCAAAGCCAAUGAAGCGCUGCACCUGAAAUGCGGUCUCCCUCCAUCUCCACACUUGAGGGGGUGAUGUGGUAUCCGAAGAAGGAGACGGAUUGUUGGAAGAACAGACACUUUUCUGCCUUGGCAUACAGGUCAUGCUCCAACAGUCGGCCCCGCACUCUGCGAACCAGGGACACAUGCUCGGCGAGCGUAGCGGAAUACACCAGGAUGUCAUCGAUGUAGGCCACCACAACGCGACUAAGCAUGUCCUGAAACACCUGGUUCACAAAGGACUGGAAGACUGAUGGAGCAUUCAUCAACCCGUACGGCAUCACCAGGUAUUCAUAAUGCCCCGUGGUUGUGCUAAAUGCUGUCUUCCACUCGUCCCCUUCCCGGACACGCACCAGGUUGUACGCACUCCUGAGGUCUAAUUUCGUGAAGAAGCGCGCCCCAUGCAUUGAUUCGAUCAUAGAGGAAAUGAGGGGUAGAGGAUAACUAUAGAGAAUGGUAGUUUUAUGAAGUGCACAGUAAACAAUGCAAGGGUGCAGACCCCAGUCUUUCUUCUUCACGAAAAAUAAACUUGAGGAGGCGGGUGAAGUGGAGGGACGUAUGAACCCCUCAUACAGGGACUCGGAGACGUAUGUUUCCAUAGCCUCCGUUUCCGGCUGCGACAGGGAAUAUACAUGACUCCUGGGCGGCACAGCGUCUAACCUGAGGUUUAUCGUGCAAUCCCCCGCCCGAUGGGGUGGUAAUUUGGUCGCCUGCGUUUUGGUAAACGCGUGGUUGCACCAACGGAACAGCUAGACACCUACCCUGACACUCUCACGACCACCCUGUGAGAGUUCUCUGUGGCCAUGAAAAGGUGGAGUCGUGUAGUGCUAGCCAGGGAAGGCCCAACACAACAGGGAAAUCCGGAGACUCAAUAAUGUGAAACGUGAUUUGCUCAUUAUGGGUCUCCUGCGUAAUCAUAGUGACUGGUGCUGUAACCUCCCUAACAAAACCUGACCCUAAUGGUCGAUUGUCAAGUGCUUUGAUGGGUAAUGGAAUAGACAGGGGAACCAAUGGAAUACAUAGACUAAGCGCUAAAGACCUGUCCAUAAAGUUCCGAGCUGCGCCUGAAUCUACCAGCACCUUACACUGGGGAACUACCGUGUAAUCAGGGAAGUUGACGUGGAUGGUGAAAUGCGCAGCAGAGGGCUCUGUACGAAUGUGGGUUUGCGCUACCUGGGGUGACGCGUGAGUGCCUUGCCUGCCGCCUCCAGAACCAGAAGAACCCUGACGACAUUGUGCAGCAGAAUGUCCUCUCUUGCCACAAGAGUGACACUGGAUCUGUUGUCCUCCGUUCUCCCGGAACGCUGCACCACCCAGCUCCAUCGGAACGUGAUCCGGGUUGAAGGGGGGUGAAACGGGCAGGCCCCUUCCAGGACGUCCUCGCGAAGCCAGCAGGUUGUCCAACCGGAUGGCCAUGUCCACCAGUUGGUUGAAGGUCAACGUGGUAUCCCGGUAGGCUAGCUCCCUUCGGACGUCCUCACGCAGGCUGCAUCGGAAGAGGUUGAUGAGGGCCCGCUCGUUCCACCCGGACCCAGCCGCUAGAGUUCUAAACUCCAGGGCAAAGUCUUGUGCGGUCCUUGUCCCCUGCCUCAGAUGGACCAGUUGGUCGCCCGCCUCUCUUCCUUCGGGGGGAUGAUCGAAGACGAGCGAACUCUCCGUAGUUGUCCAACGCGUCUCCUCCUUCACUCCAGACCGCGUUGGCCCACUCCAGGGCUUUCCCCGAGAGGCAGGAGACGAGGGCGGACACCUUCUCCCGAUCCGAUGGAGCCGGGCUGAUGGUGUUGAAAUAGAGGUCCAGCUGCAGGAGGAAACCCUGGCAGCUGGCCGCUGUCCCGUGGUAUUCCCUCGGUCGAGACAGGUGAAUACCUCUAGGUGCUGGUGUGUGGGUGGCUGGAUCCGGUCGCUCAGCUGGUUCCACAGGGUCGGGUCCUCUCCUCUCCAGGUACUGGAUGGCCUGGAAAACCCGAUCCAUCGCUUCGCCCAAGCUGGCUAACAUGUUGGAAUGCUCCUGGACCCGUUCAACGGCUUCAGGCAUAUUCCCCGCUCCUGCUGACUCCAUGCUGUUGGGUGUGUAAUUCUGUAGCGGGUGAUUUGGACGGAGUCAGGCGCAGGAGGUGUAAAUCACAGAAUAAUGGUUUAUUCGGCCAAUGCAGCGGUUCACAGCAAUGCGUAAAACAACUACAGUGCGACUUAACGGCGCACUGGGGAAAACAAAACACACAGGUGAAUAUCCCGGCGAUAAAGUACAUAAUGCUCCACCGAGCUAUCGACACCUCCACAUGGAAACAAUCACACACAAAGACAUGGGGGGCAGAGGGAAUACUUAUAUAAGGACUGAUGAGGGGAUAUGAACCAGGUGUGUGUAAAAAACAAGACAAAACAAAUGGAAUGAUGAGAAGAGGAACGGCAGUGGCUAGAAGGCCGGUGACGACGAACGCCGAAGCCUGCCCGAACAAGGAGAAGAGGCAGCUUCGGAGGAAGUCGUGACACACAGACACAUCUCAACAUCAACUGUUCAGAGGGGACUGUGUGAAUCAGACCUUCAAGGUUGAAUUACUACUAAUGGACACCAAUAAGAAGAAGAGACCUGCUUGGGCCAAGAAACACGAGCAAUGGACCGGUGGAAAUCUGUCCUUUGGUCUGGAUUUUUGGUUCCAACCGCCGUGUCUUUGUGAGACAAAGUGUGGGUGAACGGAUGAUCUCUGCAUGUCUAGUUCCCACCAUAAAGCAUGGAGGAGGAGGUGUUAUGGUGUGGGGGUGCUUGGCUGGUGACACUGUCUGUGAUUUAUUUAGAAUUCAAGGCACACUUAACCAGCAUGGCUACCACAGCAUUCUGUAGCAAUACGCCAUCCCAUCUGGUUUGGGCUUAGUGGGAAUAUCAUUUGUUUUUCAACAGGACAAUCACCCAAUACACCUCCAGGCUGUGUAAGGGCUAUCUUACCAAGAAAGAGAGGGAAGGAGUGCUGCAUCAAAUGACCUGGCCUCCACAAUCCCCCAACCUCAACCCAAUUGAGAUGGUUUGGGAUGAGUCGGAUGGCAGAGUGAAGGAAAAGCAGCCAACAAGUGCUCAGCAUAUGUGGGAACUCCUUCAAGACUGUUGGAACAGUAUUCCAGGUGAAGCUGGUUGAGAGAAUGCCAAGAGUGUCCAACCUGGAGGGCUGCUUGCCAUUGUCACGUUAUUGUGUUAGUGCUGAAAGCCCCAUCCCCACUCCACUCCCCUAUAAUCAGAUCCUGCUAUUGAGUCCCUGCCAAUCGCACAGACUGCCUGUUUCAGCCUCAAUCACACAAACAAAUAAACAGACAGUGAAAAAUUGCACCUUUUCUAGUUCACAAGUUAAAAUGAAGAAGGAGGAAGCUCUGUCAUGUUUUAGUUCAGCUGAAAAUGUCUCAGAAAAAGUCACUGGAAAAAGUAUAUUGAAGUGAAGCCCUUAUUCAUAAUUGAACCAACAUGCACAGUGGUUCAAAGCGUAUUGUAAAGUCAUGCCAUGAGUGAAAUACAACUGAUUGGCUGUUGCUGUCCGUUUCCAGGUUUGUGAUUGGUCGAGAGCGUCCGGGCCAGGUGAGCGAGGUGGCUGCUCUGAUCCAACAGACUCUGGAGCAGGAGAGGAGACAGAGAGAGAUGCUGGAGCAGCAGUACGCCCAGUAUGACGCUGAUGACGAUGAGGUGGGUAGCCUACUGCCCCGCUGUUUCACCCUCCUACUGAUACACCUGGUAGUGUGGCCAAUCAAAUCCUAUACAGUUUUAUUAACUGAUUCAUAGGAGCUAGGAACCUUCUACAACAAUGGCUAACUUACUUACCCACUAGUACACUCUUCUACAUAUCAGGUAUUCACAAAGCAUCUCAGAGUAGGACUGCUUAUCUAGGAUCAGUUUAGCCUUUUAGAUACAGUAUAUGAACAGGGGGGAUCUGAUCCUAAAACAGCCAGUAGCGGUGCGUGGGUAAAAUCACUGGGGAAGCCUAGUCAGAAAAAAAUGCCAUGUUGCAACCUAUGUGUUGUGAUAAUUGCGUUGUUUGCUCUAUAACCUGUUGGUUCAUAUGCCUUGCGACCGUGAUAUACAGUUGAAGUCGGAAGUUUACAUACACUUAGGUUGGAAUCAUUAAAACUCGUUUUUCAACCACUCCACAAAUUUCUUGUUAACAAACUAUAGUUUUGGCAAGUCGGUUAGGACAUCUACUUUGUGCAUGACACAAGUAAUUUUUCCAACAAUUGUUUACAGACAGAUUAUUUCACUUAUAAUUCACUGUAUCACAAUUCCAGUGGGUCAGAAGUUUACAUACACUAAGUUGACGGUGCCUUUAAACAGCUUGGAAAAUUCCAGAAAAUUAUGUCAUGGCUUUAGAAGCUUCUGAUAGGCUAAUUGACAUCAUUUGAGUCAAUUGGAGGUGUACCUGUGGAUGUAUUUCAAGGCCUACCUUCAAACUCAGUGACUCUUUGCUUGACAUCAUGGGAAAAUCAAAAGAAAUCAGCCAAGACCUCAGAAAGAAAUUGUAGACCUCCACAAGUCUGGUUCAUCCUUGGGAGCAAUUUCCAAAUGCCUGAAGGUACCACGUUCAUCUGUACAAAUAAUAGUACGCAAGUAUAAACACCAUGGGACCACGCAGCCGUCAUACUGCUCAGGAAGGAGACGCGUUCUGUCUCCUAGAGAUGAACGUACUUUGGUGCGAAAAGUGCAAAUCAAUCCCAGAACAACAGCAAAGGACCUUGUGAAGAUGCUGGAGGAAACAGGUACAAAAGUAUCUAUAUCCACAGUAAAAUGAGUCCUAUAUCCACAUAACCUGAAAGGCCGCUCAGCAAGGAAGAAGCCACUGCUCCAAAACCACCAUAGAAAAUCCAAACUACGGUUUGCAACUGCACAUGGGGACAAAGAUCGUACUUUUUGGAGAAAUGUCCUCUGGUCUGAUGAAACAAAAAUAGAACUGUUUGGCCAUAAUGACCAUCGUUAUGUUUGGAGGAAAAAGGGGGUGCUUGCAAGCCGAAGAACACCAUCCCAACCGUGAAGCACGGGGGUGGCAGCAUCAUGCUGUGGGGGUGCUUUGCUGCAGGAGGGACUGGUGCAUUUCACAAAAUAGAUGGCAUCAUGAGGAAGGAAAAUUAUGUGGAUAUAUUGAAGCAACAUCUCAAGACAUCAGUCAGGAAGUUAAAGCUUGGUCACAAAUGGGUCUUCCAAAUGGACAAUGACCCCAAGCAUACUUCCAAAGUUGUGGCAAAAUGGCUUAAGGACAACAAAGUCAAGAUAUUGGAGUGGCCAUCACAAAGCCCUGACCUCAAUCCUAUAGAACAUUUGUGGGCAGAACUGAAAAAGCGUGUGCGGGCAAGGAGGCCUACAAACCUGACUCAGUUACACCAGGUCUGUCAGGAGGAAUGGGCCAACAUUCACCCAACUUAUUGUGGGAAGCUUGUGGAAGGCUACCCUGAAACAUUUGACCCAAGUUAAACAAUUUAAAGGCAAUGCUACAAAAUACUAAUUGAGUGUAUGUAAACUUCUGAACCACUGGGAAUGUGAUGAAAGAAAUAAAAGCUGAAAUAAAUCAUUCUCUCUACUAUUAUUCUAACAUUUCACAUUCUUAAAAUAAAGUGGUGAUGCUAACUGACCUAAGACAGGGAAUUUUUACUAGGAUUAAAUGUCAGGAAUUGUGAAAAACUGAGUUUAAAUGUAUUUGGCUAAGGUGUAUGUAAACCUUGACUUCAACUGUAUAGGCCUAAAGCCAAGACAUUAAGAAGACACAGUGGCAGAAUAAAUUCAACCACACCUUUGUUUCAUCACAAAACCAGAGAGCAACCUCUAUUUGGUGGAGUCCACAAAGCAUUUUGUUUCUGCAUAAAUGUUUCCGACAUUUUCGGACUACUAAACAACUAUUGAUUUAGAACCACGGAGAGUUACCGCAAGUGGAAAAGAAAACAGGAGCUGCCACCAUUAUUCCAGAACCAUUUCAACUUCAAAUCAGCUAUGCUUAGUCUAAUACAGUGACAACUAAAAGAUUCCAAAAACAAUUUAGUCCAAUCAACGUAAUCUAAAUAUCAUGUGGCUGUCCAUGGUUCUGAUUUCUCUGUAUAUGUGUGUGUGUGUGUGUGUGUGUGUGUGUGUGUGCGUGUAUAAGUAGAAAAAAACAUGUUGCCUAAACAGUCUAUGACUCUCUUGCUCACUAGCCAAACUUCCUUUCAUGGGCAACGAUACGCCAGGCCAGCUAGUUAACAUUAUCCUACUACAUCUAGCUACAUAUUGAACUUCCAUUCUCUCAGGACAGAGGCAUAAUGUAUGAAUUUAUGGUUGGAUCAGAAUCGCCGUUAUAAUCAUUGUACGGAGAAUUAAGUAAAACCACAAGUCCAAAUCCCUAUCUCCGUCUAUGGCUAAUUUAGGAAAGGGCCAAUUUAAGCUAGAUAGCUAGCCACCGGAGGACAACAACACAACGAGAUGCAACAAUACAAGUUUCUUUAAGUCAAAUGACAUUUGGCUUGAUGUGAUGUGUGAUUGGUGUGAAGCCAAAUCCAAACUGGCUUCCCUUGACAAUUUUUUGGGUGUGCCAGGACCAUUCACAGUUGAGCUUAAUCAGUUAAGCUCAACGCUGAUUGGCUAUACAUUAUUUUUAAAUGUAUCAAGCUAGGCCAAAUGCUCGCUGGCUUCCCUUGCAUUCAAUGCUAUGGGCGGCUACAAUGUCAUACUAUUUUUAACAUGACAGCAUCAAAUAAAUGGGCUACACAUACAGAGACAGAGGGGCGCUGUUUUGCUCAUUCAGAUGCGUUCUCUGGUGAGAUACAUUCAGCCUCUUGCGAAUUGAAGGAAAAUUAUGAAACACAGUGAGACGAAAUAUUCAUUUUUGUAUGUUUUUAUUAUUUAUUUAUUGAUACAUUUUUGGGGGAAGCCUGGCUUCUCUUGGCAUCCAUGAAUACACGCCACUGAGAUCAGCACUCCUACUCUGAGAAGCUUUAUACGGCCCCAGAUCUGUUUCAGCAUACUAAUGACAGACCUGUGUGGUCAAACUGCACUCCAAUCCUCUUCUACAACAGGUCAAUCUUGGUCAUGAGUUGUGGUUGUGGUUGUCAUUAUGUCAUGUCAAAUCAGGCGUUGCUAAACAUAGCUCAAGAAUAAUGUGGCUGUUCACUUAAAAAAAAGCCUCUAGGGCUGUUUUCCUGUGUUUGAGUGACUGCGUAUGUGAAAACACACUCAAUGGCAAUACUCUCUCUCAGCCAACAUGUUUUCCUGCCUGUGUUUUGUUUUAGCACACACUAAAGCCCAUUACCAUACACUCAUCAUUAGUGGGUCAGGAGGCUGGAGGACAAUAAAGCCACCAUUUCCAUAAUGGGUGCGCGUUGCCAUGGCAGCGAGGCUGAGGGUUUAUAUUAAAGCCCCAUUUAGAGGCGGCAGUGGGAGACGUCGGGUUAAUCACCAUGUAUCUAGGCGUAGUGAUGCACAUCCUAUAGGCUCUGGUCUGGUGAUACAGUGGGGGAAAAAAAGUAUUUAGUCAGCCACCAAUUGUGCAAGUUCUCCCACUUAAAAAGAUGAGAGAGGCCUGUAAUUGUCAUCAUAGGUACACGUCAACUAUGACAGACAAAAUGAGGGAAAAAAAUCCAGAAAAUCACAUUGUAGGAUUUUAAAUGAAUUUAUUUGCAAAUUAUGGUGGAAAAUAAGUAUUUGGUCAAUAACAAAAGUUUCUCAAUACUUUGUUAUAUACCCUUUGUUGGCAAUGACACAGGUCAAACGUUUUCUGUAAGUCUUCACAAGGUUUUCACAUACUGUUGCUGGUAUUUUGGCCCAUUCCUCCAUGCAGAUCUCCUCUAGAGCAGUGUUGUUUUGGAGCUGUCGCUGGGCAACACGGACUUUCAACUCCCUCCAAAGAUUUUCUAUGGGGUUGAGAUCUGGAGACUGGCUAGGCCACUCCAGGACCUUGAAAUGCUUCUUACGAAGCCACUCCUUCGUUGCCCGGGCGGUGUGUUUGGGAUCAUUGUCAUGCUGAAAGACCCAGCCACGUUUCAUCUUCAAUGCCCUUGCUGAUGGAAGGAGAUUUUCACUCAAAAUCUCAUGAUAUAUGGCCCCAUUCAUUCUUUCCUUUACACGGAUCAGUCGUCCUGGUCCCUUUGCAGAAAAACAGCCCCAAAGCAUGAUGUUUCCACCCCCAUGCUUCACAGUAGGUAUGGUGUUCUUUGGAUGCAACUCAGCAUUCUUUGUUCUCCAAACACGACGAGUUGAGUUUUUACCAAAAAGUUCUAUUUUGGUUUCAUCUGACCAUAUGACAUUCUCCCAAUCCUCUUCUGGAUCAUCCAAAUGCACUCUAGCAAACUUCAGACGGGCCUGUACAUGUACUGGCUUAAGCAGGGGGACACGUCUGGCACUGCAGGAUUUGAGUCCCUGGCGGCGUAGUGUGUUACUGAUGGUAGGCUUUGUUACUUUGGUCCCAGCUCUCUGCAGGUCAUUCACUAGGUCCCCCCGUGUGGUUCUGGGAUCUUUGCUCACCGUUCUUGUGAUCAUUUUGACCCCACGGGGUGAGAUCUUGCGUGGAGCCCCAGAUCGAGGGAGAUUAUCAGUGGUCUUGUAUGUCUUCCAUUUCCUAAUAAUUGCUCCCACAGUUGAUUUCUUUAAACCAAGCUGCUUACCUAUUGCAGAUUCAGUCUUCCCAGCCUGGUGCAGGUCUACAAUUUUGUUUCUGGUGUCCUUUGACAGCUCUUUGGUCUUGGCCAUAGUGGAGUUUGGAGUGUGACUGUUUGAGGUUGUGGACAGGUGUCUUUUAUACUGAUAACAAGUUCAAACAGGUGCCAUUAAUACAGGUAACGAGUGGAGGACAGAGGAGCCUCUUAAAGAAGAAGUUACAGGUCUGUGAGAGCCAGAAAUCUUGCUUGUUUGUAGGUAACCAAAUACUUAUUUUCCACCAUAAUUUGCAAAUAAAUUCAUAAAAAAUCCUACAAUGUGAUUUUCUGGAUUUUUUCUCCUCAAUUUGUCUGUCAUAGUUGACGUGUACCUAUGAUGAAAAUUACAGGCCUCUCUCAUAUUUUUAAUUGGGAGAACUUGCACAAUUGGUGGCUGACUAAAUACUUUUUUCCCCACUGUAUAUGUAUGAUAUAUAAUAUACUGUAUAUGUCUGAUAUAUGUAUGCAUCCCCACUACCCAUUACAUCAUGAUUAGAUAGAUAGAAAUUUACAGGUUGAUUUAGAAUGGCAUUUGGCAAUGUUGUGCAGUUGGUGCUUGGUGCUUGGUGCUUGGUGCUUGGUUCGUGUGUGUGUGUGUGUGUGUGUCAGACCUAGGAUAACUAUAGUUUUAACAAUGCUUUGUGUAAAGCAGAGGUUGGAACCAAUUUUUUUCCCAAUAAAGCAAAAUAAAGUUCUGAACCGGUUCAGAGAAAAAAAAGUUACGGUUUAAAUUGUUCAUUUCUGUUACUUUUUAAACCUCUGAAAUCUAAAUCACUUUCAUUCCUGGUUCUAAUUCUGUUCCUUGAAACAUUUUGUUCAUUUCCGGUUUCUGUUCUGUUCCCUGAACCAGUUCCAACCCCUGGUGGAAAUUUAUAUAAAUAUAAACGCAACAUGCAACAAUUUCAACUAUUUUACUGAGUUACAGUUCAUAUAAGGAAAUCAGUCAAUUGAAAUAAAUGCAUUAGGCCCUAAUCUAUGGAUUUCACACGACUGGGAAUACAGAUAUGCAUCUGUUAGUAACAGAUACCGUAAAAAAAAAAAGUAGGGGCGUGGAUCAGAAAACCAGUCAGUGUCUCAUUCAGCAUAACACAGCUCCUUCGCAUAAAGUUGAUCAGGAUGUUGAUUGUGGCCUGUGGAAUGUUGUCCCACUCCUCUUCAAUGGCUGUGUGAAGUUGCUGGAUAGUUGGCGGGAACUGGAACAUGCUGUCGUACUAGUCGAUCCAGAGCAUCCAAACAUGCUCAAUGGGUGACAUGUCUGGUGAGUAUGUAGGCCAUGGAAGAACUGGGACAUUUUCAGCUUCCAGGAAUUGUGUACAGAUCCUUGCGACAUGGGGCUGUGUAUUAUCAUGCUGAAACAGGAGGUGAUGGCAGGUGGAUGAAUGGCACGACAAUGGGCCUCAGGAUCUCGUCACGGUAUCUCUGUACAUUCAAAUUGGCAUCAGGAAAAUGCAAUUGUGUUGUCCGUAGCUUAUGCCUGCCCAUACCAUAACCCCACUGCCACCAUGGGGCACUCUGUUCACAAUGUUGACAUCAGCAAACCGCUCGGCCACACAACACCAUACAUGUGGUCUGUGUUUGGUGAGGCCGGUUGGACGUACUGCCAAAUUCUCUAAUACAACGUGGGAGGCGGCUUAUGGUAGAGAAAUGAACAUUACAUUAUCUGGCAACAGCUCUGGUGGACAUUCCUGCAGUCACCAUGCCAAUUGCAUGCUCCUUCAAAACUCGAGACAUCUGUGGCAUUGUGUUGUGUGACAAAUCUGCACAUUUUAGAGUGGCCUUUUAUUGUCCUCAGCACAAGGUGCACCUGUGUAAUGAUCAUGCUGUUUAAUCAGCUUCUUGAUAUGUCACACCGAUCAGGUGGAUAGAUUAUCUUGGCAAAGGAGAAAUGCUCACUAACAGGUAUGUAAACAAAUUUGUCCCCAAAAAUGUAGCGAAAUAAGCUUUAUUUUCUUAUGGAACAUUUCUGGGAUAUUUUAUUUCAGCUCAUGAAACAAGGGACCAACACAUUACAUGUUGCGUUUUAUUUUUGUUUAGUGUAUUUUUCCAGGGGAACAAAUAGUAACUUUGGAGGUGACUACAACUAUUUGAAUACAGAUCUCAGAAAGUAACUACUUUCGUAAACUAUUUGAAAACAGAUCUGAGAAAGCAACUACUUAAAAAACAUAUUUGAAUACAGAUCGCAGGAAGUGACUACUUUUCUGAAACUAUUGGAUUGGCUGCCUUCAACUAAUGGCAGGGCUGUAUCUGGAACUGCAUGUUGAAGAUAGAAAUACAAUGAAUAGGGCACACAUAAUCUCCUCUACUAUUCAAAUGUAUUUGAUCCACACAAUACAUUUCUACAGUGGCUUGCGAAAGUAUUCACCCCCCUUAGCAUUUUUCCUAUUUUGAGGGUUUGUAUCAUUUCAUUUAUACAACAUGCCUACCACUUUGAAGAUGCAAAAUAUUUUUUCUUGUGAAACAAACAAGAAAUAAGACAAGAAAACAGAAAACUUGAGCGUGCAUAACUAUUCACCCCCCCAAAUUCAAUACUUUGUAGAGCCACCUUUUGCAGCAAUUACAGCUGCAAGUCUCUUGGGGUAUGUCUCUAUAAGCUUGGCACAUCUAGCCACUGGGAUUUUUGCCCAUUCUUCAAGGCAAAACUGCUCCAGCUCCUUCAAGUUGGAUGGGUUCCGCUGGUGUACAGCAAUCUUUAAGUCAUACCACAGAUUCUCAAUUGGAUUGAGGUCUGGGCUUUGACUAGGCCAUUCCAAGACAUUUAAAUGUUUCCCCUUAAACCACUCGAGUGUUGCUUUAGCAGUAUGCUUAGGGUCAUUGUCCUGCUGGAAGGUGAACCUCCGUCCCAGUCUCAAAUCUCUGGAAGUCUGAAACAGGUUUCCCUCAAGAAUUUCCCUGUAUUUAGCGCCAUCCAUCAUUCCUUCAAUUCUGACCAGUUUCCCAGUCCCUGCUGAUGAAAAACAUGAUGAUGAUGGGAUGAUGUUGGGAUGGGAUGAUGUUCUCCGGGUGAUGAGAGGUGUUGGGUUUGUGCCAGACAUAGCGUUUUAUUUGAUGGCCAAAAAGCUAAAUGUUAGUCUCAUCUGACCAGAGUACCUUUUUCCAUAUGUUUGAGGAGUCUCCCACAUGCCUUUUGGCAAACACCAAUGGCUUUUUUCUUGCCACUCUUCCGUAAAGCCCAGCUCUGUGGAGUGUACGGCUUAAAGUGGUCCUAUGGACAGAUACUCCAAUCUCCGCUGUGGAGCUUUACAGCUCCUUCAGGGUUAUCUUUGGUCUCUUUGUUGCCUCUCUGAUUAAUGCCCUCCUUGUCUGGUCCGUGAGUUUUGGUGGGCGGCCCUCUCUUGGCAGGUUUUUUGUGAUGCCAUAUUCUUUCCAUUUUUUUAUAUUUAAUGGUGCUCCGUGGGAUGUUCAAAGUUCCGGAUGUUUUUUUAUAACCCAACCCUGAUCUGUACUUCUCCACAACUUUGUCCCUUACCUGUUUGGAGAGCUCCUUGGUCUUCAUGGUGCCGCUUGCUUGGUGGUGCCCCUUGCUUAGUGGUGUUGCAGACUCUGGGGCCUUUCAGAAUAGGUGUAUAUAUACUGAGAUCAUGUGACACUUAGAUUGCACACAGGUGGACUUUAUUUAACUAAUUAUGUGACUUCUGAAGGUAAUUGCAUGCACCAGAUCUUAUUUAGGGGCUUCAUAGCAAAGGGGGUGAAUACAUAUGCAUGCACCACUUUUCCGUUAUUUAUUUUUUAGAAUUUCUUUAAACAAGUUAUUUUUUUCAUUUCACUUCACCAAUUUGGACUAUUUUGUGUAUGUCCAUUACAUGAAAUCCAAAUAAAAAUCCAUUUAAAUUACAGGUUGUAAUGCAACAAAAUAGGAAAAACGCCAAGGGGGAUGAAUACUUUUGCAAGGCACUGUAUCUGAACAUUUAGUAAAUAUCCUUUCUCUUGAAUAUCCAUUGCCCCAGGUGUACAUAAUCAAGUCAAACCAAUUAACCAAUUAUAUUUUGUACAGAUAAGUAUAAAUAAGUUCUGACGCUCAACUAAUGUAUGGCUCUUUCAACAUGCCACUGAAAAGGUUGAAAGCUGCAAUACAUUUUAAUUUUAUGAUACCUGAAAAUAAUUCAAACCCAUUUUCAAACAUUGCAAACAGCAAGUUGGAUGCUUAGCAAAAACAACUUUGAACCUCUUUGUCCAUCUGAGGGUAAGUGUUCUUGUUUCAAACUCACACUAUACCAUCUAUACCAUCUUUAAAUGGAUCUUUAAAUGGAUUGUUUGCUCAUAAUACAAACUAACAUGAUUUUCAACCUACCUUGGCUGUAGUUGAUUCAAGAAGGCAGUUUUGGGAUAUCUAGUUUCCUUUUGACACUUAAUAGCCAUAUUUUGUUACUGUUAGCAUUCUCAGUAACACUUAACAUCAACCUGUUCUUGUGCCUUUGCAAUAAAGCAACAUUUUAUUAGCACAUUGUUACAUAAUACUUGGGUAAUUGCAUUUUAAUUGCAUAAUAAUGAGCUGAGAGUUUUGUUAACUACUGUACACAAGAGGAAUAGUGACUUAUUCCACUUAUGUAAUAACUCCAUUAUUAUGUAAUUAUAAAGCAAUUUCCAAAGUCCUAUGUAACAACAAUGUUGCUACUGUAUUAAUCACAAAGUUACUAACAACUUGAUGUCAACUGACGAAAUUGUAUGCACUCACUACUGAAGUCGCUCUGGAUAAGAGUGUCUGCUAAAUGAGUAACAUUUAAAUGUCACUCAUUAUGAAAAUGUAUUUGUUAGUCAUUUUGAAGCUGCAAAAGUGUUCUACUCUGUUGAGGUGUUUCCAUGUCCCUCAUUUAAUUCUAGGCUAAAUUAAGAUUGGUGGAUUGAUUGUUGUCACUGAGAGGGUUGUAUUGCAUAUCUGUCUGUGUGCUGGAAACACCACCCAAACCAAAAGCUUCACAGCUUUCUGAUGUUAACAGUUCCAAGCUGCGUUUAGGGUGAAUAAUGUGCCAUGUGGUGGGAACUUAAUCUAAUAUUUAUGGAGCUAUUCAUAUUAAUGCUGUCAUUUUAUUGCAGGGCAUAGAUCAUCCUACAGAAUCCAUAAUUGUUUGUCAUGUCGGUUAUGCGUAAUGGAUGCUUUGCUAGUUUCAAUUCAGUGUGGAUUCCCCAGUAUGGAGUCCCAAGUGUGGAUUCCCAAGUACCGUUUUAACUGCCUGAGGUAGCUAUGGAUUCUGUAGGAAUGUGAAAUGUAUUAGUAAAGGAUUAGUAAUGAUAAUUCAAUCAUCAGCAUUAUACUGUGUGCUGUCAGGCUGUAAGGCUUAAAGUGCGUCCAAAUGGCACCCUAUCCCCUAUAUAGUGCACUACUUUCGAUGAGGCCCUGGUCAGUAGUGCAGUGUAUAUAGGGAAUAGGGUGCCAUUUGGGACUCAACGUCAGUCCUGAAGGUGAAGAGGUAAUGAAGAACACAGUGCUUCAGUGUAUAGGAGGAUACCAUUAUUAUAUAUGGUUGAGUUAUGAUGAUUCUCUUCCAUGGCCUUAGGGACAUCACAUCUCUCUAUGCAUGGAGGCUACAACCAGAGAGAGCGAGAGAGGAGAGAGGAGAGAGGAGAGAGGAGAGGAGAGAGAGAGAGAGAGAGAGAGAGAGAGAGAGAGAGAGAGAGAGAGAGAUGUGGCGAGGGCACCGCAGGGCAAACACACAGGGUUACAUCUCUGACUGGUGGAUUAACACAGCCCUGAGUAAAUCAGCAAGGCUUUAGAUGUGACUGUCCAGACCUGAAGAUUUUCCCCUCAUCAUCAGCCAUGUAAACACACACACACACACACACACACACACACACACACACACACACACACACACACACACACACACUAUAAAGGCAAUAUAACAGAUAUUUGUUGAGAGCAGCAGGAGAGAAAUCUUCUGCUGUACCAUAACAAAGAAAGCACCAGAUGUUUCUAAUAAUGUUUCAGUGUUAGCUGUAGCAGUGUAUGUGUGUGUGUGUGUGUUUGUGUGUAUGUGUGUGUGUGUGUGUUUGCUCGACUACUCUGUGAGCUCCAGCAUCAGUGUCUCUGAGGUGUCAGUCACCCAGUGUGAUUCUGGAAGAAGGACCAGAGAGAGGGGCCCGGAUGGACGGCCCCAUGCCAGGAUGGAUCAUUCGAUCCUGGGUAGAGCACUCCCAGGGCCUGGGUCUGCUUGGCUCUCCUUGCCUGGCACUCUGCAACCAGAUCUGAGGCUGCUGCAGGCUGCAGCUGAGUGAAACUCAUCUUUCCUCACCUCACCCCCCAGCUUUACCUACCCCCCCCAACCCUGACCCUCUCCUCAACUCCCUGUCCCUCUCACUUCUCACUUUGACAGGACCCCUGUCAUCCUAUACCCAGACCUGACAACUGGUCUCUCUCUCUCUGUGAUGAGUGUGAUAGAAGGAGUCAGGCGCAGGAGGGUAAAUCACAGAAUACAGAGUUUAUUCCGCUGUACACAGUUGCGCUGGAUAGUGACAACAAAAUACAGGCACAGGGGAACAAUCUACCCCGGCAAUACAAGGUACGGGUAGCUCCAACAAAAUACAGGCACAGGGGAAUAAUCUACCCCGACAAUACAAGGUACGAGUAGCUCCAACAAAAUACAGGCACAGGGGAACAAUCUACCCCGGCAAUACAAGGUACGAGUAGCUCCAACAAAAUACAGGCACAGGGGAAUAAUCUACCCUGGCAAUACAAGGUACGAGUAGCUCCAACAAAAUACAGGCACAGGGGAAUAAUCUACCCCGGCAAUACAAGGUAUGAGUAGCUCCAUCGAGCUACACUCAACUCACAUAAAACAAUCACCCACAAGGACAAGGGGGCAGAGGAAACACUUAUACACAGACUAAUGAGGGGAUAUGAACCAGGUGUGUGUAAUUGACAAGAUAAGACAAAUGGAAUGAUGAUAUAUGGAGCGGCAGUGGCUAGAAGGCCGGUGACGACGAACGCCGAAGCCUGCCCGAACAAGGAGGGGAGGCAGCCUCGGCGGAAGUCGUGACACUCUCUCUGUCUCUCCCUCUCCCUCUCUGUCUCUCUCUGUCUCGCUAUUUCUCGCUCUUGCUCUCGCUCUGUCUCUCGCUCUCUGUCUUUCUCUCUCUCUCCUUUCCUCAUAAUAACACAGCCUCUGAUUAGUUAUGGAAAAACUUCCGUUAUGUAGUUAACCAUCCUCUCAGUGCUGUUGAGUUUUGGAGGUAUUAUUGUGAAGCACAGAGCCUCUACCGUCCCCUUCCAGCCUGAGAAAGAGAGCUGAAUUUACAACCUUGGCUGAGAGAAAGCUUACGCUGGUGUAUUUGUUGUCCUCACUGUAAAAAUGAUUAAUCGUUUUCAUUAUCAAAUGAAACACUGGAGUGGCAGGCAGCGCUUCUUAAAAUAGGAAGGGAUAACUCAAUUAAAGUUAGACCAAGUCAGAACAACGAAAGAGAAGAUGAAAACAGUAAACGAACUUUAGAUACAUAAUACUGUGUGUUCUCAGUGACGUGUACAUGUACGACAAGUUAUGGAAUGUAUUCUCAUUUCUCAUGUUGUGUGUGUGUCUGUGUGUGUCCUCAGACCGGGGAGUACGCCACUGAUGAAGAGGAGGAGGCGGGGCUGGCCGCAGACGGUGGUGAGGAUGAGGAGGGCGAAGGGGAGAAGAGCAUCGAGGUGUUCGAUUUGCCAGAAACGGAGGACAUCAUUUCCCCCUCAGAGUUGGACGCUACCAAACUCUACCAGACGUUCAGAGAGGUCACUUGACACCCCUUUCAUUUGUCUAUUUUAUUUAUUUUAUUAUUCUAUCUAUUCUAUUCGUCUUAUUCUUUCAGCACGCUAAAAAAGACAGAAGUUCCAACAACAACGUCUUACGUAUUUUCCUCACACUAAUAUCACUAAUAAUGUGGCCCGGCACUUUCUACAACAACUAUUUCUCGUUCCUGAUUGCAACAAUGUCAAAGAGUAACAAAUUACUGAAAUAAAGUAUUUGGCCGUUACCUUCUUCUAGAACCCAUUUUCCUUUUUAAAGGAGCCAACCUGCAAGUAAUAUUAAUUGAAAAGGCUUACUGCCACUGCUGGAACCAGGACAUUUUGUCCCUCACCUCACACUUGUGUGACACAUUUAACAAAUUGCCUGAGCUGCGCUGCGGUGUUCUGGAUAUUGAGUGAGAAAUCAUGUCAUCUCUACUGUCCCUAGACCUCUAAUCUCUCUCACUGGGACUCUCUCUCUCCCCCUUUCUCUCUCUCUCUCUCUCCCCCUUUCUCUCUCUCUCCCCCUUUCUCUCUCUCUCUCCCCCUCUCUCUCUUUCUUCACUUAUCUCUACUGCCUCUCUCUCCCCCUCUCUCUUACUACUAUAUCUUUCCUAUCUCCCUUUCUCUUUCAGUCACUCACUCUCCACUUUUCUCUCUCUGCCUACUGACUCUCCCUCUACUUUGUACCUUUCUCUCUCUCCCUCUCUCCCUCUACUUUGUACCUUUCUCUCUCUCUCUCCCUCUCUCCCUCUCUACUUUGUACCUUUCUCUCUCUCCCUCUCUACUUUGUACCUUUCUCUCUCUCUCUCUCUACUUUGUACCUUUCUCUCUCUCUCUCUCUACUUUGUACCUUUCUCUCUCUCCCUCUCUACUUUGUACCUUUCUCUCUCUCCCUCUCUACUUUGUACCUUUCUCUCUCUCUCGCUCUCUCUCUUGGUCUCAUGUUCUGUGAGUCUCUCCCUGUCAGUGGUACAGAGUGCUGUCACGCAUAGGCUGGGCUAUGUGGCUCUUCCCAGUGGUUGUGUGUGUGUGUGUGUGUGUGUGUGUGUGUGUGUGUGUGUGUGUGUGUGUGUGUGUGUGUGCGCAUGAGUCUUGUCCAGCACAGAGGCUGCGCAGCCAAGUGUUUGAUAAUCUGAUCGACCUCCUCCCUUUCUACUCCCUCAGCUGCAGAUCAAGCACACUGUCACCGAGGCAGAGAUACAGAAGCUCAAAAACAAGGUAAGAAAGAUCCCCUGCUGUCAUCUCUAAGAAUGGUAUUACAGGCAAUGGAAGUGCAAUAAACUCAUGAAAAAUAGACAUAUGUUUGGGAAAAAGGACGUCAUUGGACAGUGCAGGGUAUAAUAGUUUCUAUUUUAAGUUAUUUCUGAAUAUUUAAGGCAAUUGCAUGUAUAUUUCAGCAGUUUAGCUUCACUGCACGGCAGAGUUGCCUCUUGCAGUUUCGUGUCACAGGUGUCUGGGCAGUGAAUGAGGCAGUGGUUAAGUGACAGUGACAUGCAAGCAGGCACAGACACUAGAGCUUUCUAAAAGUUUCUGGUUUAUCCUCCCUCUGCAUCCUCACGAGGACAGCUUAGCUCAAACUGCAGGAAAUUAUUUAGAGUCUCAGUAGAUAUUAACUGAAUUCAAUGACUGGAUUUAGUGAAAUUGAAAGGGAAAGGUAAAGGGGGAUACCUAGUAAGUUGUACAACUGGAUACAUUCAACUGAAAUGUGUCUUCCUCAUUUAACCCAACCCCUCUGAAUCAAAGAUAAGCUUGUCGGUGUAAUACUCUUAGCUUGAGCUGCUCUGGUGGUCCUUGGGAGAGUGUUGCUUCAGAAGUUUGCCCUUGAGGAGUAGAAGGAUGUAAUACAAUAACAACGUUUAACGUAAAUGUUUAGAAGGAGGUUACGCUCAAUGAAGGGCUUGUCAUUACAUGAUCUGUUAGUUUCUCUCUGUUGUGAAGGCUGGUUAGUGACCCUUAAGUCAAGUAUAUUAUGGUGCUAUGUGUUUUAUGUUAUGUGUUCAACCCAUAGCAUGGUCUCUUUUUUAGUGUUGACUACGAUACCUGAGUUUCCAUGGCAAAAAGAAAAACACAAAGCAGAAUAAACUCUUUGGUCCUUCAAAACCUACUUUUGUAAAAUAUUGUGUGCUAUAGCUUUUGUGACUCUGGGUGACAACAGAAGGCUGUUUCUUCCAACAUUAGGACUGUUUUCCAAAGAACUGUUGUCCUCUUCAUGUUUUGUUUGCUUUGCUUCCUUACUUCCUAGUAUCGCCAUACUGGUGUCAUGACAACACAUCAUACCAUAGUGCGUUUAGUCAGUCAGUCAGCUGGCUUGUGCAUUACAGUAUUUGGAAAUCUGUCAGAACUGUAUUUGUGUUCCACUGUUUGUUUUUAAUGAUGUACCUAGUGGUGGGUGUAGGCUGUGUGUGUGUGUGUGUGUGUCUGUGUGUGAUACCAUGCUUAUGUGUGCUUGUCUACCCCAGCUAGCUGUGGUGGAGAGGGAGAAGGCACGCUGGGAGAAGGAGAAGAGCCAGCUGAAGGCCAGCAUGGAGGAGAACAAGGAGAGGAUGUUGAAGCUGGAGAGUUAUUGGAUCGAAGCCCAGACCCUGUGCCACACGGUCAACGAGCACCUGAAGGAAGCCCAGUGUCAGUACACCACCCUAGAGAAGAAGUACAACAAGGCCAAGAAACUCAUCAAAGACUUCCAGCAGAAGUGAGUCAGAGUCUGGUGCUAAACUGGUUUAAAUUAGACAAUAUACUGAUUCAAUAUACUGUAACAUUCUUAGCCUUGGUAAGCCUGUUACGAACCCAGGUUCUAUCCCCUCUUCGGGAGUUACUCAUCCCCACCGUUCACUAUCAUACAUAACUUAUACAGAAAAGUCAAGUGCUCUGGUCUAGUCAGUAACUAGCCACACACUUCAGAUCUGUUGGUAUGGUCUAGUCAGUAACUAGCCACACACUCCAGAUCUGUUGCUAUGGUCUAGUCAGUAACUAGCCACACACUCCAGAUCUGUUGCUAUGGUCUAGUCAGUAACUAGCCGCACACUCCAGAUCUGUUGCUAUGGUCUAGUCAGUAACUAGCCACACACUCCAGAUCUGUUGCUAUGGUCUAGUCAGUAACUAGCCACACACUUCAGAUCUGUUGGUAUGGUCUAGUCAGUAACUAGCCACACACUCCAGAUCUGUUGCUAUGGUCUAGUCAGUAACUAGCCACACACUCCAGAUCUGUUGCUAUGGUCUAGUCAGUAACUAGCCGCACACUCCAGAUCUGUUGCUAUGGUCUAGUCAGUAACUAGCCACACACUCCAGAUCUGUUGCUAUGGUCUAGUCAGUAACUAGCCACACACUCCAGAUCUGUUGCUAUGGUCUAGUCAGUAACUAGCCACACACUUCAGAUCUGUUGCUAUGGUCUAGUCAGUAACUAGACACACUCCAGAUCUGUUGCUAUGGUCUAGUCAGUAACUAGCCACACACUCCAGUUAUGUUGCUAUGGUCUAGUCAGUAACUAGCCACACACUUCAGAUCUGUUGCUAUGGUCUAGUCAGUAACUAGCCACACACUUUAGAUCUGUUGCUAUGGUCUAGUCAGUAACUAGCCGCACACUCCAGAUCUGUUGCUAUGGUCUAGUCAGUAACUAGCCACACACUCCAGUUAUGUUGCUAUGGUCUAGUCAGUAACUAGCCACACACUUCAGAUCUGUUGCUAUGGUCUAGUCAGUAACUAGCCACACACUUUAGAUCUGUUGCUAUGGUCUAGUCAGUAACAAGCCACUCCAGAUCUGUUGCUCUGGUCUAGUCAGUAACUAGCCACACACUUCAGAUCUGUUGCUAUGGUCUAGUCAGUAACAAGCCACUCCAGAUCUGUUGCUAUGGUCUAGUCAGUAACUAGCCACACACUCCAGAUAUGUUGCUAUGGUCUAGUCAUUAACUAGCCACACACUCCAGAUAUGUUGCUAUGGUCUAGUCAGUAACAAGCCACACACUCCAGAUCUGUUGCUAUGGUCUAGUCAGUAACAAGCCACUCCAGAUAUGUUGCUAUGGUCUAGUCAGUAACAAGCCACUCCAGAUCUGUUGCUAUGGUCUAGUCAGUAACUAGCCACACACUCCAGAUAUGUUGCUAUGGUCUAGUCAUUAACUAGCCACACACUCCAGAUAUGUUGCUAUGGUCUAGUCAGUAACAAGCCACUCCAGAUCUGUUGCUAUGUUCUAGUCAGUAACUAGCCACACACUCCAGAUAUGUUGCUAUGGUCUAGUCAGUAACAAGCCACUCCAGAUCUGUUGCUAUGUUCUAGUCAGUAACUAGCCACACACUCCAGAUAUGUUGCUAUGGUCUAGUCAGUAACUAGCCACACACUCCAGAUCUGUUGCUCUGGUCUAGUCAGUAACUAGCCACACACUCCAGAUCUGUUGCUAUGGUCUAGUCAGUAACUAGCCGCACACUCCAGAUCUGUUGCUAUGGUCUAGUCAGUAACUAGCCACACACUCCAGAUCUGUUGCUAUGUUCUAGUCAGUAACUAGCCACUCAGAUGUGUCCAUGUCAUCUGUUGCUAUGAGAGUAAAACUGGUUGUUUAUGACUGAAAACCUGAACAUUUAUUACUACAUUAUUCAGACUACUUUGGUUCAUAUGGCCAUGUCAAACCUUAUUAUUGUAGCUUUGUUUUCUUAAUUCAAAUCCAAAUUUAGAGGCCAUUUCAAAUUGUCACUUAUUUUAGGUAAUACACUCACUAUCUGUUAUUCAAACCCUGUUAUUUUCCUAUAAUAUGUUUAUCAAACAAUUUCACAAACAAAUUCCACCCAUUAGUCUGGAGGACAUUUUAACCAAGUGGCACUCAGUUGAAGCAUUGCUUUAGAGAGAGAGAGCUGUGUUGACUUCCUUCCUAUGCAGCUCUCCUCCACACCGCAGCCGCUUUCUCAGCAGUGAGUUGAUCUCUAUGGUCAUUCCCAUUAGAACCGCUUUGCCCCUCUCCGCUCUGAAUGCCUUUAAUUGCCCUUGCCCUUGAUGCGACAAGUCUGUGUUGGGUUUGUUAUGGUUGACUGUCUGUGUGAGUGUGCGUGCGAGGGAGCCUUGCGUCCUUCAGCCCUGCUGUAAGACAGAGGCAGGACUGUGUCAGACUGUCACUCUACUUUACUUCACUGAGCUCCUAUCCUCCCUGGGAUAUUCUCCUCCUACCAUCUCUACAUGUUCACAAGGACACACACACACACACACACACACACUGCACCCUUACCCCUGUACACUCCUGUUAAAGGAGACAACACAGAGAUGAGCUCUACCCAUCCCUUCACAUUCACACAUCCCUCUCCACACCCCUAUCAGAGGAGCUGUCCCCAACCAUCCAACCACCUAACACUCUGUCCCUGUCCUCACCCCUAUCAGAGGAGUUGUCCCCAACCAUCCAACCACCUAACACUCUCUCCCUGUCCUCACCCCUGUCAGAGGGCCACAACUAUACCCUUCUAACCCCCAUCCCCUCUGUUUUUUCCAGGGAGGUGGAGUUUGUCCAGAAGGAGGAUGCAGAGAGAAAGAGGCUGGAGGAUACAGAGAAGGCCCACCUGGAGGAGAUCCAGGGACUGCAAGUCAGGGUAACUAUGCUUUCUCUGUAUAUUCCCUCUACCAUUUUCUCAAUGCUGCUGAUUACACCCAUUCCUUUAUAGGUGACCAUUCAGUACAUACUUGCCACAGUACAUGGCUUUGAUGUACAUGUAUAAGCUUACAAUACUGACUGUGUACAGUGCAAAGCUGUCUAAGUACAAGAUAAAUCCCUUAUGUAAUUCCCCCAGUUCAACAUUAGUACACUGCCUUGAUUAGACAUUUCCCCUGCUGGUACAUGCUGUUGCCAGUGGAGGGAGCCACUGUUCAGCCACCCUUCAUGGGUCGCUAACCCUGAAACUCAUUUGAAACGGUUUCUUCACAGAUUGCAGCCCUGGAGUCUGAGCUGAUGCAACUGAUGAAACAAAAUGGCAUCCAGGUGAACAACAACAACAACAGUGCCCAACAGCAGAGUCCUGGGAUGGCUGGCCCUGCCAGAGGUAAGUCUCAGGGAGAUGGAGAGAUCCAGAGCUCAUAUUCUAGUAUAGCUUCCUCCCCAGGCAGUAAUACCCACACUGUGGAAAUAGAAUACACAUUACUGGUUAUAUACAGAUGAUUGACCCUGAAUCUUCCAUCCAUUCUAAUUUUAGCAGACAUUCUUAUCCAGAGCGACAUACAGGAGCAAUUAGGGUUAAGUGCCUUGCUCAAGGGAACAUCGACAGACUUUUCACCUAGUCAGCUUGGGGAUUCGAACCAGCGCUCUUAACCGCUAGGCUACCUGCCUCCCUCUCAUCCCCCAUGGCUCACUUCUCUUCCCUAUGGGCCCUGGUCAAAAGUAGUGCAUGGAAUAGGGUGCCAUUUGGGAUGAACCGACUGUGUAGAUGAUGCAUUGUUUACAGCAUGUACUGUGAGAGAGAUUCAGGACACUAUUUCCAUAACUGUUAUAGAGCGCGCCAGCUUGUAGUCCUAAAACCCAGAAAUAAGUUACCUUUGGUUCGUUCAGCCAUUCCUAUAGGGAAAAUGAAUGGGGAAAGAAUAGGGUUUUGGGAUAAAUGUUGAAAAUAAGGUCUGACGUUAACACAGGCUUAGGAGAUCUUAGACGUUUUGUUCUAUGAGAUAAGAUUAGUCAGUUAACAUUACCUUUAUGAGUUAUGAAGCCUUUGUGAUUUAUGUGCUUUUUAUUAUUACAUAAAUUCUUCAAAAUUCACAAAAAGUGACAUUAGCUGAUGAAGAUUAUCUCAUAGAACAAAGCGUAUAAGAUCUCUUAAAUCUGUGUUUACCACAGACCUUAUUUUUGGCGUUUAUCCAAGACCCCUACAAAAACACCAUUCCUUUUCCUCAUAGGCUUUGUCCAAUGAACCAUGGCGGAGUUAGUGCCUACAAAAAGACGCCAUUACUAUUUCUGUCUUUUGCCAAUGUAACAAGGACAGCUUGUCCUCCCAUCACCGUAUCUCUGUCUUAGCUAUAAGUCUCUAUCAGGGUAUUUCAAUAGAGGGCAUUGGAGGAGACAUUACACAUCCUUAGGAGGGAUUGAUAUGUCAGUGUCACUCAAACCCUGAGAUACACCCUACAUCUCUCCUAUCAGCUCCUUUCCUAUUUCCUAUGCCCUCAAACUCUGCUGUUAUUGCCUUAUUUGGGACAUGGAGGGGCAAACAAGGACUGUGUCUGACUACAAAUGGCAACCAAUUGGCUCUGGUCAAAAGUAGUGCACUAUUUUUCUAUUUUUUAUUUCACCUUUAUUUAACCAGGUAAGACAGUUGAGAACAAGUUCUAAUUUACAACUGCGACCUGGCCAAGAUAAAGCAAAGCAGUGCGAUAAAAACAACAACACAAGAGUUACAUAUCGGGUAAACAAAACAUAAAGUCAAAAAUACAACUGAAAAUAUAUAUACAGUGUGUGCGAAUGUAGUAAGUUAUGGAGGUAAGGCAAUAAAUAGGCCAUAGUGCAAAAUAGUUACAAUUUCGUAUUAACACUGGAAUGAUAGAUGUGCAAAUAGAGAUACUGGGGUGCAAAUGAGCAAAAUAAAUAACAAUAUGGGGAUGAGGUAGUUGGGUGGGCUAAUUUCAGAAUGGCUGUGUACAGGUGCAGUGAUCGGUAAGCUGCUCUGACAACUGACACUUAAAGUUAGUGAGGGAGAUAAGAGUCUCCAGCUUCAGAGAUUUUUGCAGUUCGUUCCAGUCAUUGGCAGCAGAGAACUGGAAGGAAUGGCGGCCAAAGGAGCUGUUGUGUCACAGCGACGUGUAUGCAUUUACAUUUACAUUUUAGUCACUUAGCAGACGCUCUUAUCCAGAGCGACUUACAGGAGCAAUUAGGGUUAAGUGCCUUGCUCAAGGGGACAUCAACAGAUUUUUCACCUAGUCGGCUCGGGGAUUAGAACCAGCGACCUUUCGGUUACUGGCACAACGCUCUUAACCACUAAGCUACCUGCCGCCCCUGCCGCUACCUGCAUUCAACUGAAAUGUCUUCCGCAUUUAACCCCACCCCUCAGAGAGGUGCGGGGGGGCUGCCUUAAUCGACAUCCAUGUCAUCGGCACCCAAUGCUAAGGCUUGUGCUGCAGUCAGAAACAGAAAUGAUUCUAGCUAGUUCAUUGCUGGAGUGAGUAACUGACGGCAUAAAUAAUGAGGAAGUUAAUUAGCGGGGAUAGCUUUGUCUCGACUCUGGUGUGGCUGGGGUGAUAAUCCACAGAGAGAAACUGGCUACAGGAACAAAACUGCCUGCUUUACCUUUCCUGCCAAAAGCUUAAACUGAUGAGGGAAAACAAUUGCCAGAUGAACACCCCGUCCUAUCAGCACAUCUACAACAAACAUCAUCUGCAACUGAUCAAGGCUGAAACAAAAACCUCUAGAGACCACAAGCCUUAAAAUGAAACUCAGAAAUAGUGUAGAAAAAAGGAAAUCCAGUUUAAAAAUAUUUGAUUCAAAAUAAAAUGUUUAUGCCCACAUCAGGUGGUCAUUUUGAGGAGUGCCCAAAAUUUUGACAAGGCGUAAAGUAUCUAGGGGACCAGGAUGGUGCAUCCCCUUCACCGGUGACACUCAAGCUGGACUUGAGGACAGAUGUUCUAAAUAGUCAGAUGGAUGCUGAGGUCCUAGUCCUGCUCCAUGGGCUCCUCACUGGUCCCCGUGUCCAGGCUGCCGCUCUCCAUGGCGCCCUCUGCAGGUGGCUCAGGAGUACUGCUGGAGGGAGCAGGGGCUCUCUCUUUCCUGGCUCCGAUCUCCUCACUGCUACUGCUGCUGACGCUACUGCUGCUUCUGCUGACUGGGUCACUGCCUUCAUCGCUGUCCCGGGCCUCAGGGCUCUCCAGGACUCAAGUAUGCGGUAGGCGAAGUCAAGAGCAGGACACCGAGCUACUGGCAGAAACUUUACUGAAUGCAGUGCAAAAUACAAAGUACACAGGCAGCCUCAAACAGCGAGGAAAUAAUAAGACCCGCAUACAUGGGCAACUGCCGCAAAGACCAAAACAAUUAUGCACAAUACACAAUGAGAAACAGAGGGUUAUAAAGGGAACACAGUAAAACAUAAUGGGAAACAGGAAACAAUAAAGACCAAACAAGACAAACACAGAAACAUCGAUCGGCAGCAGCUAGUACUCCAGGGACGACGAACGCCGAAGCCUGCCCGAGCAAGGAGGAGGAGCAGCCUCGGCUGAAUCCAUGACAGUACCCCCCCCCCCCCUUGACGCGCGGCUCCAGCCGUGCGCCGACCCCGGCCUCGGGGACAGCCAGAAGGACGCGGAGCAGGGCGAGUCGGAUGACUCCGCUGGAAAUCCCUCAACAUGGAGGGAUCUAGGAUGUCCCUCCUAGGGACCCAGCACCGUUCCUCCGGACCGUACCCCUCCCACUCCACGAGAUACUGCAGGCCCCCCAUCCGACGCCUCGAAUCCAAGAUGGAACGGACUGAGUACGCCGGAGCCCCCUCGAUGUCCAGCGGGGGCGGAGGAGCCUCUCGUACCUCACUCUCCUAGAGUGGACCAGCUACUACCGGCCUGAGGAGAGACACAUGGAACGAGGGGUUAAUGCGGUAAUUAAUGGGCAGUUGUAACCUAUAACAUACCUCGUUCAAUCUCCUCAGGACUAUAAAUGGCCCCACAAACCGCCAACCCAGCUUCCGGCAGGGCAGGCGAAGGGGCAGGUUUCGGGUCGAGAGCCAGACCCGAUCUCCCGGUGCAUACACCGGAGCCUCACUGCUGUGGCGAUCGGCGCUCGCCUUUUGCCGCCUGAUCGCUCGCUGUAGAUGGACAUGCUUCGAUCUGGCUCUGAUGCCAAGGUGCCAGGACCGGCUGAUAACCUAGCACACACUGGAAAGGAGUAAGGUUAGUAGAGGAGUGGCAAAGUGAGUUUUGGGCUAUUUCUGCCCAGGGGAUAUAUUCCGACCACUCCCCCUGCCGGUCCUGGCAAUAGGACCUCAGAAACCUACCCACAUCCUGGUUCACUCUCUCCACCUGCCCAUUACUCUCGGGGUGAAACCCUAAGGUAAGGCUAAUCGAGACCCCCAGACGUUCCAUAAACGCCCUCCAGACUCUAGAGGUGAACUGGGGACCCCGAUCAGACACUAUAUCCUCAGGUACCCCGUAGUGCUGGAAGACGUGUGUAAACAGGGCGUCAGCAGUUUGUAGGGCUGUAUGGAGACCUGGCAUAGGAAUGAGACGGCAGGCCUUUGAAAACCGAUCCACAACGACCAAGAUCGUUGUAUUCCCCUGGGAGGGGGGAAGGUCCGUGACGAAAUCCACCAAGAGGUGAGACCACGGUCGUUGUGGAACGGGUAGGGGUUGUAAUUUCCCUCUGGGUAGUUGUCUAGGCGCCUUACACUGAGCGCACACCGAGCAGGAGGAAACAUAAACCCUCACGUCCUUAGCCAAAGUGGGCCACCAGUACUUUCCACUAAGGCAGUGCACUGUCCGUCCAAUACCAGGAUGGCCAGAGGAAGGUGACAUGUGAGCCCAAUAUAUUAAUCGAUCACAAACCUCGAGCGGCACGUACUUCCGACCCUCUGGACACUGUGGGGGAGUAGGAUCGGUACGUAACGCCCGCUCAAUGUCCGCAUCAACCUCCCAUACCACCGGUGCCACCAGACAAGACUCCGGAAGUAUGGGAGUAGGCUCAAUGGACCUCUCCUCUGUGUCAUAUAGUCGGGACAGGGCGUCUGCCUUAGCGUUCGGUGACCCUGGUCUAUAGGUGAGCGUAAAUACAAAUCGGGUGAAAAACAUAGCCCACCUAGCCUGGCGAGGGUUCAGCCUCCUCGCCGCCCGGAUGUACUCCAGGUUACGAUGGUCAGUCAAAAUGAGAAAAGGGUGUUUAGCCCCCUCAAGCCAAUGCCUCCACACCUUCAGGGCUUGCACCACAGCUAACAGCUCCCUGUCCCCCACAUCAUAAUUGCGCUCCGCCGGACUGAGCUUCUUAGAAAAGAAAGUACAGGGGCAGAGUUUGUGGUGGCGUACCCGAGCGCUGAGACAGUACAGCACCGAUCCCAGCCUCGGACGCAUCCACCUCAACUUGGAACGCCAAAGAGGGAUCCGGAUGUGCCAGCACCGGAGCCGAGGUAAACAGGUCCUUCAGAUGCCUAAAAGCCCUGUCCGCCUCAGUCGACCACUGCAGACGCACCGGACCCCCCUUUAGCAGGGAGGUAAUGGGAGCUGCUACCUGCCCAAAGCCCCAGAUAAACCUCCGGUAGUAAUUGGCAAAACCCAAGAACCGCUGCACCUCCUUCACCGUGGUGGGAGUCGGCCAAUUGCGCACGGCUGAAACAUGCCCACCCCUGACGCGGACAACCGGUGUCCCAGGAAGGAGAUGGACUCCUGGAAGAACAGACAUUUCUCCGCCUUUGCAUACAGGUCAUGCUCCAACAGUCUACCAAGCACCCGACGAACCAGGGACACAUGCUCUGCGCGGGUAGCGGAGUAUAUUAGAAUGUCAUCAAUAUACACCACUACACCCUGUCCAUGUAAGUCCCAGAAAAUCUCAUCCACAAACGAUUGGAAGAUGGAAGGAGCAUUCAUUAACCCGUAUGGCAUGACGAGGUACUCAUAGUGACCCGAGGUGGUACUGUAUGCUGUCUUCCACUCAUCUCCCUCCCUAAUCCGCACCAGGUUGUACGCGCUCCUGAGAUCGAAUUUUGUGAAGAAUCGCGCCCUGUGUAAUGACUCCGUCAUACUAGCAAUCAGAGGGAGAGGAUAGCUAGAUUUGAUGGUGAUCUGAUUGAGACCACGGUAGUCAAUACACGGGCGUAAACCCCCAUCUUUCUUCUUCACAAAAAAGAAACUCGAGGACGCAGGGGAAGUGGACGGCCGUAUGUAUCCCUGUCUCAGCGAUUCAGCGACAUAUGUUUCCAUAGCCGCCGUCUCCGCCUGAGACAGAGGAUACACAUGGCUACAUGGAAGCACAGCGCCUACUUGGAGGUUUAUCGCACAAUCCCCCUGGAAUGUGCAUGGUGGGAACCUGGUUCAGGACUUUCCACCGUCGUGGCCCCUACGGAAACACCCACACACCUCCCGACACACUGAUCAAACCAUCCCUUGAGAGCCCUCUGUUGCCAUGAAAUGUUGGGGUCAUGAGACGUCAACCAGGGAAGCCCCAACACCACGUGAAAUGCAGGAGAGUCAAUCAAAUAAAACCGAAUUAUCUCCUCAUGGCCCUCCUGCGUUUUCAUCCUGAGCGGCGCCGUGACCUCCCUAAUCAACCCAGACCCCAAAGGGCGACUAUCUAGGGCAUGGAUAGGGAAGGGCACAUCCACUGGAACUAUAGGAAUCCCUAACUUAUGGGUGAAAUGGCGAUCGAUAAAAUUCCCAGCUGCGCCUGAAUCGACUAGCGCCUUAUGCUGGGAAUCAGGAGAAACCUCGGGAAACACAACUUUAAUACACAUAUGCGCAACAGGGAGCUCUGGGUGAGUUGGGCGCCUUCUCACCUGGAAUGACUCAUCAGUGCGCGGCCUACAGCCUCGAUUCCGAGGAGACCCUCCCCAGCACCGACCAGCAGUGUGUCCUCUGCGGCCACAGUUGGUGCAGGGGACGGCCUCUCUCCUGGUCUCUCUCCUAGUACCAGCACCUCCGAGCUCCAUCAGGGUCGGCUCAGGAAGUGCUGGGGGAUGGAAUGGACGGCCCUGAGUCCGGACGUCCGCAGGCAGCCAACAGGGUGUCCAGGCGAAUCGACAUGUCCACCAGUUGAUCGAAGUUUAGGUUGGUGUCCCUGCAGGCCAAUUCCCGACGCACGUCCUCCCUCAAGCUACAUCUGUAGUGGUCGAUGAGGGCCCUCUCAUUCCAUCCCGCGUUGGCAGCCAGUGUCCGGAAGUCCAGUGCGAACUCCUGCGCGCUCCUCCUCCCCUGUCGAAGGUGGAAUAGACGUUCACCCGCCGCCUUACCCUCUGGUGGAUGAUCGAAUACUGCCCUGAAGCGGCGGGUGAACUCUGCAUAAUUGACUGUAGCGGCGUCUAUUCCCCCCCACUCGGCGUUGGCCCACUCCAGCGCCUUGCCGGACAGACAGGAGAUGAGGGCGGACACGCUCUCGUAUCCCGAGGGCGCCGGGUGGAUGGUUGCCAGGUAGAGUUCCACCUGGAGCAGGAAACCCUGACACCCGGCAGCUGUGCCAUCAUAAGCCCUCGGGAGCGAGAGCCGAAUCCCACUGGACCCUGGAGAUGAAGCGAUGGGCAUAGCUGAUGGUGGUGGUAUCGUCGGAGGAGGUGUAGACCAACUUCUUCUUUCCCAUCGCUCCACGGUUUUCACCACCUGUUCCAUGGCGGUGCCGAGAGCCUGGAUCAUAGCCGCUUGUUGUUCUACGCGCUCUUCUAUUGAUCCAGCUGGCACCGCCGCUCCUGCUGACUCCAUCUCUAAAGGUGCGAAAUUCUGUCACAGCGACGUGUAUGCGGUAGGCGAAGUCAAGAGCAGGACACCGAGCUACUGGCAGAAACUUUACUGGAUGCAGUGCAAAAUACAAAGUACACAGGCAACCUCAAACAGCGAGGAAAUAAUAAGACCCGCACACAUGGGCAACUGCCGCAAAGACCAAAACAAUUACGCACAAUACACAAUGAGAAACAGAGGGUUAUAAAGGGAACACAAUAAAACAUAAUGGGAAACAGGUGUAAACAAUAAAGACCAAACAAGACAAACACCGAAACAUCGAUCGGCAGCAGCUAGUACUCCGGGGACGACGAACGCCGAAGCCUGCCCGAGCAAGGAGGAGGAGCAGCCUCGGCUGAAUCCGUGACAUGUUGGCUUUGGGGAUGACCAGUGAGAUAUACCUGCUGGAGCGCAGACUAGGGGUGGGUGUUGCUAUGGUGACCAGUGAGCUAAGAUAAGACAGGGAUUUGCCUAGCAGUGAUUUAAAGAUGACCUGGAGCCAGUGGGUUUGGCGACGAAUAUGUAGUGAGGACCAGCCAACAAGAGCGUACAGGUCACAGUGGUGUGUAGUAUAUGGGGCUUUGGUGACAAAACGGAUGGCACUGUGAUAGACUACAUCCAAUUUGCUGAGUAGAGUGUUGGAGGCUAUUUUGUAAAAGACAUUGCCGAAGUCAAGGAUCGGUAGGAUAGUCAGUUUUACGAGGGCAUGUUUGGCAGCAUGAGUGAAGGAGGCUUUGUUGCGAAACAGGAAGCCAAUUCUGGAUUUAACUUUGGAUUGGAGAUGCUUAAUGUGAGUCUGGAAGGAGAGUUUACAGUCUAACCAGACACCUAGGUACAGUGGGGGAAAAAGUAUGGGGGUUAGUGUGUCAUUUGGGAAGCAGCUUGUAUUAAUGCAUACUGUGAUCACUAGCUCUAAGACUUACAGUAGCCAAAGGCUUGAGAUGUGUCCUUGGAUUAAAGCUUGUUUUGUUUGUUGCUCCUCUUCUGCAAAUCCCUCUUAUUAUUUUUGCCCCCACCGUGCAUUACCUCUGAAUGCACUUUGAACUUUGACCUCGUACUCCAAUGCCACUUCAGUAAACAAACCAACAGUAAACCAUCGCAUACAACAUCUGUCCUUAAGACGUAAACACAUGGUUGCGUCCCAAAUGACACCCUACUUCCUAUUUAGUGCACUACUUUUGAGAAAAAAAAGUAGUGCACUAUGUAGGAAAUAGGGUCCCAUUUGGGAUCCAUAAUUUCACUGUCCUUUUUUCUUCUGGGCUCCUCUGGCUUCUUCCAGUCCCAGUCUAUUAUAAUGGAUGCAGCGGCCCUUGAUCUGCCAUCUCCAGGAGCCAUAAUAGACCUGAUGAGGGCACAGUGGGCAGUCUCUGAGUAAUGAUCCAGAUCUGGAGAGACUGAAUGAGGCAGUUGAUUAAGCAAUAUCAGGGAGAGAGAGAGGGGGUAGGGCGGAAGGGGGAACGAGGCGGAGGGGGAGAGAGGCGGAGGGAGGGAGGGAGGGACCUGUUCUCUGAUUAGUUCUGUGAUUAGUUCUGUGAUUAGUCCUGUGAUUAGUUCUGUGAUUUAGUGUGGUGUGAUUUUUGUGUGUAUUUACAUACCGUUCAUACAGUCCUGUAAAUCUAUCCAUAGUAAAGUAAGUAGGCUUGGCUUGUGAGUGCCAAAACGGCUCAUAGAACAGGAGCCUAUCUCCUGUUUCUAUAGCGUGAGGCAUCUUGAUGUCCAAGUACACCCCCUAGACAGGACGCUAGUCUAAGGAGAUUGAUUGGGGGUAAGGGCCUGCGAUAGAUCUACACAUGUAUGGUACCGAAUGACAAACAGCCUCUCUUUUAUCAUAGAUUAGUGGUUAAGAGCGUUGUGCCAGUAACCGAAAGGUCGCUGGUUCUAAUCCCCGAGCUAACUAGGUGAAAAAUCUGUCGAUGUGCCCUUGAGCAAGGCACUUAACCCUAAUUGCUCCUGUAAGUCGCUCUGGAUAAGAGCGUCUGCUAAAUGACAAAAAUUUAAAUGUAAAAUGUAAUAUACAGUACCAGUUAAAAGUUUGGACACACCUACUCAUUCAAGGGUUUUUCUUUAUUUUUACUAUUUUCUACAUUGUAGAACUAUGAAAUAACACAUAUAGAAUCAUGUAGUAACCAAAAAAGUGUUAAACAAAUCAAAAUAGAUUUUAUAAUUGAGAUUCUUCAAAUAGCCACCCUUUGCCUUGAUGACAGCUUUGCACACUCUUGGCAUUCUCUCAACCAGUUUCACCUGGAAUGCUUCUCCAACAGUCUUGUAGGAGUUCCCACAUAUGCUGAGCACUUGUUGGCUGCUUUUCCUUCACUCUGCGGUCCGACUCAUCCCAAACGAUCUCAAUUUGGUUGAGGUCGGGGGAUUGUGGAGGCCAGGUCAUCUGAUGCAGCACUCCAUCACUCUCCUUCUUGGUAAAAUAGCCCCUACACAGCCUGGAGGUGUGUUGGGUCAUUGUCCUGUUGAAAAACAAAUUAUAGUCCCACUAAGCCCAAACCAGAUGGGAUGGUGUAUCGCAGCAGAAUGCUGUGGUAGCCAUUCUGGUUAAGUGUGCCUUGAAUUCUAAAUAAAUCACAGACAGUGUCAUCAGCAAAGCACCCCCAGAACAUAACACCUCCUCCUCCAUGCUUUACGGUGGGAAAUACACAUGCGGAGAUCAUCCGUUCACCCACACCGAGUCUCACAAAGACACAGCGGUUGGUACCAAAAAUCUCAAAUUUUGACUCCAGAGGACAGAUUUCCACCGGUCUAAUGUCCAUUGCUCGUGUUUCUUGGCCCAAGCAAGUCUCUUCUUCUUAUUGUGUGUCCUUUAGUAGUAGUUUCUUUGCAGAAAUUCGACCAUGAAGGCCUGAUUCACACAGUCUCCUCUGAACAGUUGAUGUUGAGAUGAGUCUGUUACUUGAACUCUGUGAAGCAUUUAUUUGGGCUGCAAUUUCAGAGGAUGGUAAAUCUAAUGAACUUAUCCUCUGCAGCAGAGGUAACUCUGGGUCUUCCAUUCCUGUGGCGGUCCUCAUGAGAGCCAGUUUCAUCAUAGCACUUGAUGGUUUUUGCGGCUGCACUUGAAGAAACUUUCAAAGUUCUUGAAAUGUUCCGUAUUGACUGACCUUCGUGUCUUAAACUAAUGAUGGACUGUCAUUUCUCUUUGCUUAUUUGAGCUGUUCUUGCCAUAAUAUGGACUUAUUUUACCAAAUAGGGCUAUAUUCUGUAUAGCCCCACUACCUUGUCACAACACAACUGAUUGGCUCAAACGCAUUAAGAAGGAAAGAAAUUCCACACAUUAACUUUUAAGAAGACACACCUGUUAAUUGAAAUGCAUUCCAGGUGACUACCUCAUGAAGCUGGUUGAAAGAAUGCCAUGAGUGUGCAAAGAUGUCAUCAAGGCAAAGGGUGGCUACUUUGAAGAAUCUCAAAUAUAAAAUCUAUUUGUGUAACACUUUUAUGGUUACUUUAAAUUCCAUAUGUGUUAUUUCAUAGUUUUGAUGUCUUCACUAUUAUUCUACAAUGUAAAAAAUAGUCAAAAUAAAGAAAAACCCUUGAAUGAGUAGGUGUGUCCAAACUUUUGAUUGGUAGUGUAUAUUUUCAUGUAAUUCUAUAGCAAGAGGACCUUUGUUAGCCUGGUCCCAGAUCUGUUUACACUAUAAUGUUGAGUCCUUGUCAUGCCAAACAUGAUAGCACAAACAGAUCUGGGAUCAGGCUAGACCUUUAUGACUGUUGUAGACAUGUAAUUGAUGAUAACUAAGGAUGUGUGUGUUGUUCCAGAGCUGAGUGAGGCGGAUCCCCACACUGGAAGCAAACAGAGACUCUCCAGAGGACUACUACAGGACAGCAUCAGCUCUACAGAGGGAGAGGUUUGUAUGGACACACACACGCAUGGUGAACGCAUGGGCACACUCGCAUGGUGAACACACACAUGAGCACACACACAUGUGCACACACAGGACCUGUUCUGCUGACUCACACAGACUUUAGUCUCAAUGAUGAUAUCAUCAGUCUGCUAUAAUCACUACCAGAUGUUGGAUCAACAUUACUCAUUGAAAAUGAAUUGAACUGGUUUCAUAUUAUGUUUUAUUCAAGUGAAUCAUGCAGAGAGUGUGUGUGGGUAGCCCUGUCUGUCCUCUGCCCUUAUAUAAAAGCCUUUAUGUAAUGUAUUAAUUACUGGCUACGAGUCUGUGCCCUGCGGCAGACCUAUUUAAUCCUGAGUGGUGUCAAAACCUAUUCUCCCUCCUUACUGAGUUAAUUGCUGGGAAAGUCUCUUUUGGAAAACACUAUUUCCCAGUUAUAAGCUUUUUCCCUUAAUCAGCAAUAAUAUUGAGCAGUGGUUCACCCCCAAAUGUCACCCUAUUCCCUUUAUAAUGCACUGCUUUGGACCAGGGCCCAUAGGACUCAGCACUAUAUAGGGAAUAGGGUGCCAUUUGGGACGCAAUCUCGGAAUAUAGUAUAUAGGCUUAGAAAAGCAGGAAGACAGACAGUCACCAGCCACUGUACUGAAGACAGACAGUCAUCAGCCACUAUACUGAAGACAGACAGUCACCAGCCACUAUACUGAAGAAAGACAGUCACUAUACAGAAGACAGACAGUCACCAGCCACUAUACAGAGGACAGACAGUCACCAGCCACUAUACUGAAGACAGACAGUCACCAGCCACUAUACUGAAGACAGACAGUCACCAGCCACUAUACAGAGGACAGACAGUCACCAGCCACUAUACUGAAGAAAGACAGUCACCAGCCACUAUACUGAAGACAGACAGUCACCAGCCACUAUACUGAAGACAGACAGUCACCAGCCACUGUACUGAAGACAGACAGUCACCAGCCACUAUACAGAAGACAGACAGUCACCAGCCAGUAUACUGAAGACAGACAGUCACCAGCCACUGUACUGAAGACAGACAGUCACCAGCCACUAUACAGAAGACAGACAGUCACCAGCCACUAUACAGAAGACAGACAGUCACCAGCCACUAUACUGAAAACAGAUAGCCACCAGCCACUGUACUGAAGACAGACAGUCACCAGCUACUAUACUGAAGACAGACAGUCACCAGCCAAUAUACAGAGGACAGACAGUCACCAGUCACUGUACUGAAGACAGACAGUCACCAGUCACUAUACAGAAGACAGACAGUCACCAGCCACUAUACAGAAGACAGACAGUCACCAGCCACUAUACUGAAAACAGACAGUCACCAGCCACUAUACUGAAGACAGACAGUCACCAGACACUGUACUGAAGACAGACAGUCACCAGCCACUGUACUGAAGACAGACAGUCACCAGUCACUGUACUGAAGACAGACAGUCAACAGUCACUAUACAGAAGACAGACAGUCACCAGCCACUAUACAGAAGACAGACAGUCACCAGCCACUAUACUGAAAACAGACAGUCACCAGCCACUAUACAGAAGACAGACAGUCACCAGACACUGUACUGAAGACAGACAGUCACCAGCCACUAUACUGAAGACAGACAGUCACCAGCCACUGUACUGAAGACAGACAGUCACCAGCCAAUAUACAGAGGACAGACAGUCACCAGCCACUGUACUGAAGACAGACAGUCACCAGUCACUGUACUGAAGACAGACAGUCACCAGCCACUAUACUGAAAACAGACAGUCACCAGCCACUGUACUGAAAACAGACAGUCACCAGCCACUAUACUGAAGACAGAAAGUCACCAGACACUACACAGAGGAGACAGUACCAGCCACUAUACUGAAGACAGUCACCAGACACUGUACUGAAGACAGACAGUCACCAGCCACUAUACAGAAGACAGACAGUCACCAGCCACUAUACAGAGGACAGACAGUCACCAGCCACUAUACUGAAGACAGACAGUCACCAGCCACUAUACAGAAGACAGACAGUCACCAGCCACUAUACAGAGGACAGACAGUCACCAGCCACUAUACUGAAGACAGACAGUCACCAGCCACUAUACAGAAGACAGACAGUCACCAGCCACUAUACUGAAAACAGACAGUCACCAGCCACUAUACAGAAGACAGACAGUCACCAGACACUGUACUGAAGACAGACAGUCACCAGCCACUAUACUGAAGACAGACAGUCACCAGCCACUGUACUGAAGACAGACAGUCACCAGCCACUAUACAGAAGACAGACAGUCACCAGCCACUAUACAGAGGACAGACAGUCACCAGCCACUAUACAGAAGACAGACAGUCACCAGCCACUAUACAGAAGGAAGUCAUGCAAUUAGUGUGUAACCUUUACUACGGUAAGAUAACCACCUGAGGAUAAUGAUGCAGAGAAGGAGGGAGGGAGGGAGGGAGGGAGGGAGGGAGGGAGGGAGGGAGGGAGGGAGGGAGAGAACAUGUUUCAUUUACAGAGCUAGGUGGCUGUCAGGUGUCUCAGGGUGGGCUGUCUCAGGGUGGACUGUCUCAGGGUAGACUGUCUCAGGGUAGACUGUCUCAGGGUAGACUGUCUCAGUUUCUCUGAUUUUUGAUAGCAUUGUUAAAGUAAAUCUCUCUCUGUGUUCAUCUCUCUGUCUCUUUCUAUCUCCUUCCAUCUUUCUCCUUCUUUAUUGAUCCCUCCCUCCAUCCUUCUUACUCUGUCCCCCCUUCUCCUUCCCCCCCCCCCCCCCCCUCUCUCUCUCUCUCUCUCUCUCUCGCUUCCCAGGCAUCAGAGAGCCCUGGCAGUACUUGUUCGUCCAUCCGGAGUGCAGCCUCCAGUACUGUGGAUGAGUCCAGAGCCUCCAGGGCCCCUGGCAGUGCUGAGGGCUCCCCCAGACACAACCUCCUUCAGCAGGCUGCAGACAACAACGGUCAGUGUAGAACCACAUCAUACACCAUUAUACCUAAAGUGUUAUCCACAUCAUUAAAGGUGCUCCAAGAUGGCGUAGCAGUGUGGUCGUGUACUCUGUAGUGUGUCCGUGUAAAUAGCCUGUAUUUUUUUUUUUUUUAAUAUAUUUCCCUAUCACACUUUUCAUCCUUCUACUAAAUAUACUUUCCUGCAACCCGCCUCACUCAAUGUGGAACGGAUUCUAUUAUUGACGUACCUUUUAUCUAGAAUCUCCAGUUGAAACUAGCUAGCCAGCUAACUAGCUACUUGCUAUUAGCCACCGUUAGCGUUUUUUCACCCAGAACAUCGGAUUUUCUGCCGGAAUAACUGAAUCACUGGACCUUAACACCGGAUCGCAACUAGCUAGCCGCAACCGAAUGGAUGUUGCUGUUGGCUAAUCACCACUGCCCCCGAAGCAAGCACCAGUUAGCCUUGAGCUAGCCGCGAGCCAGGCCCAUAUCCCGGCUAUCUACCUCUCUGUCUACCGGAUGGGAGUAGCCAGCUAACUAGCUACUUGCUAUUAGCCACCGUUAGCGGUUUUUCACCAUUGUCCGUGGCCUGCACUACCUACCAGCCAGCUCUAGCCUGGACUAUUAUCGGCCAGUCUGCACUGUCUGCACAGCACGUUAUCGACCCAGAACAUAUCUGAUUUUCUGCCGGAAUCACUGAAUCACUGGACCUUUAACACCGGAUCAUCGCAACUAGCUAGCUGCAACCGAAUGGAUGUUGUUGUUGGCUAAUCAGCCUUGAGCUAGCCUCGAGUCAGGCCCAUCUCCUGGCUAUCUACCUCUCUGUCAACCGGACGGGACCUUCUAGUGUCAACACGGAGCCCCGCCGAUCCAUCACGACUGGUCUGCCGACGUAAUCGUCUGUGGUUUCAACAGGCUUCCCGUUGCGACGACCACGAAGAUCCAUCUGCUAGCCCCGGCCCGCAAGCACACGCAAUCAACAGCCGUGCUUCCUGCUCGCCUGUGCUGUAGCACCAAUUCGAACUGCUCUCGGACUCACAUAUUGCUGUUCACUGGACCUUAUGAUCACUCAGCUGCACAGCUGAUGCCUGCUGGACUGUUCCUUUACACGAUACCCUGUCCUGUUUAUCUGUUUAGCCUCAGCCCAAACUUUCAUCGCCAUUACCAGUUGUUGUCGUCUUAGCUCUCUCGAAUAACACCUGUGAUUGCUUUAUGCCUCUCUCCCAUGUCAAUAUGCCUUGCCUAUUGCUGUUCCAGUUAGUUCUUAUUAUACAAUUUCACUGUAGAGCCCCAAGUCCCUCUCAAACUGCCUCAAAUAGCUCCUUUGUUCCACCCCCUAUACACGCGGAGACCGGCUCAAUCAGUGCAUCCAGUGAUGCUAUCUCUUUCAUUGUUACCCAACGCUUAGGUUUAACUCCACUGUACUCAUAUCCUUCCAUAUCCUUGUCUGUACAUAAUGCCCUCAAUCUAUUCUACAACGCCCGGAAAUCUUCCCUUUUUAUUCUCUGUACCCAACGCACUAGAAGACCAGUUCUUAAAGCCUUUAGCCGUAUCCUUAUUCUAGUCCUCCUCUGUUCCUCUGGUGAUGUAGAGGUUAACCCAGGCCCUGCAGCCCCCAGUAUCACUCCUACUCCCCAGGCGCUAUCAUUGGUUGACUUCUGUAAACGUAAAAGCCUUGGUUUUUUGCAUGUUAACAUCAGAAGCCUCCUCCCUAAGUUUGAGUUAUUCACUGCGUUAGCACACUCCGCCAACCCUGAUGUUCUAGCAGUGUCUGAAUCCUGGCUUAGGAAGGCCACCAAAAAUGCAGAAAUGUCCAUCCCCAACUACAACAUUUUCCGUCUAGAUAGAACUGCCAAAGGGGGUGGAGUUGCAAUCUACUGUAGAGAUAGCCUGCAGAGCUCUAUCAUACUAUCCAGGUCUGUGCCCAAACAGUUUGAGCUCCUACUUUAAAAAAUCCACCUUUCCAGAAAUAAGUCUCUCACUGUUGCCGCUUGCUACAGACCCCCCUCAGCCCUCAGCUGUGCCCUGGACACCAUAUGUGAAUUGAUUGCCCCCCAUCUAUCCUCAGAGUUCGUACUGCUUGGUGACCUAAACUGGGACUAUACUUAACACCCCGGCCAUCCUACAAUCCAAACUAGAUGCCCUUAAUCUCACACAAAUUAUCAAGGAACCUACCAGGUACAACUCUAAAUCCGUAAACAUGGGCACCCUCAUAGAUAUCAUCCUGACUAACUUACCCUCUAAAUACACCUCCGCUGUCUUCAACCAGGAUCUCAGCGAUCACUGCCUUAUUGCCUGCGUCCAUAACGGGUCCGCGGUCAAACGACCACCCCUCAUCACUUUAAAAUGCCCCCUAAAACACUUUAGCGAGCAGGCCUUCCUAAUUGACCUGGCCCAGGUAUCCUGGAUGGAUAUCGAUCUCAUUCCGUCAGUAGAGGAUGCCUGGUUGUUCUUUAAAAGUGCUUUCCUCUCAAUCUUAAAUAAGCAUGCCCCAUUCAUAAAAUUCAGAACUAAGAACAGAUAUAGCCCCUGGUUCUCCUCAGACUUGACUGCCCUUGACCAGCACAAAAACAUCCUGUGGCAUACUGCAUUAGCAUCGAAUAGCCCCCGCGAUAUGCAACUUUUCAGGGAAGUCAGGAAAGCAAAGGCUAGCUUUUUCAAACAGACAUUUGCAUCCUGUAGCACUAACUCCAAAAUGUUUUGUGACACUGUAAAGUCCAUGGAGAAUAAGAGCACCUCCUCCCAGCUGCCCACUGCACUGAGGCUAGGAAACACUAUCACCACCGAUAAAUCUACAAUAAUCGAGAAUUUCAACAGGCAUUUUGCUACGGCUGGCCAUGCUUUCCACCUGGCUACCACUACCCCGGCCACCAGCUCUGCACCCUCCGCUGCAACUUGCCCAUGCCCCAUGUCUUAAGGACAGAUGUUGUAUGCGAUGAUUUACUGUUGGUUUGUUUACUGAAGUGGCAUUGGAGUACGAGGUCCAAGUUCAAAGUGCAUUCAGAGGUAAUGCACGGUGGGGGCAAAAAUAAUAAGAGGGAUUUGCAGAAGAGGAGCAACAAACAAAACAAGCUUUAAUCCAAGGACACAUCUCAAGCCUUUGGCUACUGUAAGUCUUAGAGCUAGUGAUCACAGUAUGCAUUAAUACAAGCUGCUUCCCAAAUGACACACUAUUCCCUACAUAGUUCUCCUCAGACUUGACUGCCCUUGACCAGCACAAAAACAUCCUGUGGCGUACUGCAUUAGCAUCGAACAGCCCCCGCGAUAUGCAACUUUUCAGGAAGUUAGGAACCAAUAUACAUAAUCAGUUAGGAAAGCAAAGGCUAGCUUUUUCAAACAGAAAUGUGCAUCCUGUAGCACUAACUCCAAAAAGUUUUGGGACACUGUAAAGUCCAUGGAGAAUAAGAGCACCUCCUCCCAACAGCCCACUACACUGAGGCUAGGAAACACUGUCACCACCGAUAAAUCUACAAUAAUUGCGAAUUUCAACAAGCAUUUUGCUACGGCUGGCCAUGCUUUCCACCUGGCUACCACUACCCCGGCCACCAGCUCUGCACCCUGCCCAUGCCCCCCCCCCCCCCCCCCCCCCCCGCUUCUCCUUCACACAAAUUCAGACAGCUGAUAUUUUGAAAGAGCUGAAAAAUCUGGACCCCUACAAAUCAGCUGGGCUAGACAAUCUGGACCCUUUCUUUCUAAAAUUAGCUGCUGAAAUUGUCGCAACCCCUAUUACUAGCCUGUUCAACCUCUCUUUCGUAACGUCUGAGAUCCCCAGAGAUUGGACAGCUGCCGCGGUCAUCCCCCUCUUCAAAGUGGGUGACACUCUAGAUCCAAACUGUUACAGACCUAUAUCCAUCCUGCCCUGCCUUUUGGAAGUUUUUGAAAGCCAUGUUAACAAACAGAUCACCGACCAUUUCGAAUCCCACCGCACCUUCUCCGCUAUGCAAUCCGGUUUCCGAGCUGGUCAUGGGUGCACCUCAGCCACGUUCAAGGUCCUAAACGAUAUUAUAACCGCAAUCGAUAAUACAGUACUGUGCAGCCGUCUUCAUCGACCUGGCCAAGGCUUUCGACUCUAUCAACCACCGCAUUCUUAUUGGCAGACUAAAUAGCCUUGGUUUCUCAAAUGACUGCCUCGCCUGGUUCACCAACUACUUCUCAGAUAGAGUUCAAUGUGUCAAAUCGGAGGGCCUGUUGUCUGGACCUAUGGCAGUCUCUAUGGGGGUGCCACAGGGUUCAAUUCUCGGGCCGACUCUUUUCUCUGUGUAUAUCAAUGACUCUCAGAUCCACCUCUACGCAGACGACACCAUACAUCUGGCCCUUCAUUGGACACUGUGUUAACAAACCUCCAAACGAGCUUCAAUGCCAUACAACACUCCUUCCGUAGCAUCUAGCUGCUCUUAAACACUAGUAAAACUAAAUGCAUGCUCUUCAAUCGAACGCUGCUGGCACCCGCCCACCCGACUAGAAUCACUACUCUCGGCGGUUCUGACCUAGAGUAUGUGGACAACUACAAAUACCUAGGUGUCUGGUUAGACUGUAAACUCUCCUUCCAGACUCACAUUAAGCAUCUCCAAUCCAAAGUUAAAUCUAGAAUCAGCUUCCUAUUUCGCAACAAAGCCUCCUUCACUCAUGCUGCCAAACAUGCCCUCGUAAAACUGACUAUCCUACCGAUCCUUGACUUCGGCGAUGUCAUUUACAAAAUAGCCUCCAACACUCUACUCAGCAAAUUGGAUGUAGUCUAUCACAGUGCCAUCCGUUUUGUCACCAAAGCCCCAUAUACUACCCACCAUGGUGACCUGUACGCUCUUGUUGGCUGGUCCUCACUACAUAUUCGUCGCCAAACCCACUGGCUCCAGGUCAUCUAUAAAUCACUGCUAGGCAAAUCCCUGCCUUAUCUUCGCUCAUUGGUCACCAUAGCAACACCCACCCGUAGUAUGCGUUCCAGCAGGUAUAUCUCACUGGUCAUCCCUAAAGCCAACACCUCCUUUGGCCGCCAUUCCUUCCAGUUCUCUGCUGCCAAUGACUGGAACGAACUGCAAAAAUCUCUGAAGCUGGAGACUCAUAUCUCCCUCACUAACUUUAAGCAUCAGUUGUCAGAGCACCUUACCGAUCACUGCACCUGUACACAGCCCAUCUGAAAUUAGCCCACCCAACUACCUCAUCCCCCUAUUGUUAUUAAUUUUGCUCAUUUUCACCCCAGUAUCUCUAUUUGCACAUCAUCUCUUACACAUCUAUCAUUCCAGUGUUAAUACGAAAUUGUAAUUAUUUUGCACUAUGGCCUAUUUAUUGCCUUACCUCCAUAACUUGCUACAUUUGCACACACUGUAUAUAUAUUUUCUGUUGUAUUUUUGACUUUAUGUUUUGUUUACCCCAUAUGUAACACUGUGUUGUUGUUUUUAUCGCACUGCUUUGCUUUAUCUUGGCCAGGUCGCAGUUGUAAAUGAGAACUUGUUCUCAACUGGCUUACCUGGUUAAAUAAAGGUGAAAUAAAAAUAAAAAAAUAAAAAGGGAUAGUUAACUCAUCUUUUAGUAUUUUGUUCAUUAGUCCACUGUUAAUAUAAUCAUCCCAACAUUUCAAAAUAGAGCGCUUUCAGUACAGAGCAAAAACUGUUAUGAUGAUGUGGGCAGCAUCUCAAGAAUAUGAAUGCGGAACCUACAUUGUCUUCAAUGAUGAUUUCCGAGAAAGUCACGUCCUUGAUUACAAUGUAGUGAUAUUACUACUUGUUGCUGUAUGUUUGCAUCUAUUUCUUGAACCUCUCUGAUGAUGUGUGCAGGGUCUCAGUCUCCUGUGGUGUCCAGCCCCUCUCUCAGCCUGGAGGAGAAGACCACCAGGAGCCGUCUGGACCCACUGACACCAAGCAAAGGGAAAGAUCCCAGAAACUCACCUGAAAACAGGUACUAACCACCUCUCUGCCACUGUGUUCCUCUGGCUCCGGGGUGAAGUUUCCCCUAGGUACAGAUCUGUGUGUGUGUGUGUGUGUCUUUGUGUCUGUGUGUGUGUCUGUGUCUGUGACGGCACUCUUCGAAAAAAAGGUGCUAUUUAGAACCUAAAAGAGUUCUUCGGCUGUCCGCAUAGGAGAACCCUUUGAAUAACCCUUUUUGGUUCCAUGUAGAACCCUCUGUGGAAAGGGUUCUACAUGGAACCCAAAAUAGUUUUACCUGGAACCAAAAACAGUUCUCCCAUGGGGACAGCCGAAGAACCCUUUUGGAACAGUUUUUUCUAAGAGUGUGGUAAACUAAAUCCCCACUGUGGGUCUGACUCUGUAACUCAGUGAGGCUGGCUCUGGUUGGCUGGCAGCAGCUGCUGUGACUGCAGACAGCAACACAGCUGGGACUCCUACACAACCCACAGGGAUCACUGCACACCCCUCCCACCCCCAAGAUCCACCCCUCCAUCCCACAAAAACCACCCCUCCGUCGAUAAACUCUUUCACAACCCUAACUUACCCCCCAACCCCACCCCUCCUCCGCCAGAACACCACUGGAUUGGGCUGGGGUAUGUGUGUGGAUCAAUCGAUGGACAACACAUGUAGAAGUAGCCUAUCCUAGUUGCUUGCUCUAUGGCUGUCCAUUCAUGUGAAUGGUAGCAAGAGCUUACUGUGCCGUACUACGCACACACGCAUACACUCACAUACAUACACACACACACACACACACACACACACACACACACACACACACACACACAUACAUACUCACACACACAGUAGUCAGGUCUUAUGUUUAGUAGAUGUAUUUCUGUGUGACUCAGCCGUGGAUCAGAGAGAGGUCAAUUUGUCCACUCCCUUUAGCAUCCACCUCACCUCCAACACUGCCUGGGUCAGUUCACUAUGCUCCUCCCUGUUAUUCUUACAGAGAAACACAGGACAACAAAGACAGCAGGAUACUACAUGAACCUGUCUGGUUUCUUCAUCUCCUUUUAAGUGUCAUUCUCUGGUGCAGGUGUUUUACUGGUGUGAAUCUCUCUGGAGGUGCAGGCGUUUUACUGGUGUGAAUCUCUCUGUAGGUGCAGGCGUUUUACUGGUGUAAAUCUCUCUGGAGGUGCAGGCGUUUUACUGGUGUGAAUGUUUAGUAACUCUGGCUCUGUUUGUAGGUGUUUGUCACAAUCUGUUGUUCUGUUUUUUUCUACCAACAUCUACCUAUUUUUACACUGUUAUUGUAUCUCAAUGUGGGAUCUGUGUUUUCUCUACUAACCCAUGUCUCUUCUCCCCAGUUCUACAGAGCCCUCUGCUGAGAAUAGCCCAGAGAAGCUCAAGGCCAAGGUAUGUGUGAAGAGAAGUCCAAACGGUGUGUCUGUAGUGGUACUAGACUAGCCAGGUCCCAAGCUGUACGCACAGUAACUCUUCUGUCCUUGUAUAGAUGAUAGGCUGAUGAUAGGCUGAUGAUAGGCUGAUGAUAGUGUGAAUUCAUUUUACAGUUGGCUUCAGCACAGACAGUAUGGGUACCAGGCUAGUACUGGACCAUGAGGGUUUAAACUAUUGACAUUGAUUCAAUACUGUAGACUCUGGCUGCGUCCCAAAUUGCACUCUCUUCCCUACAUAGGGUCAAAAGUAGUGCACUAUGUAGGGAAGAGAGUGCUAUUUGGGAAACCGACAUUGAUUCGAUACUGUUGGCACGGUGAACAGAAACAGGGCAUCUACAUGAUAAUACGUAUUGUGUGCUAAUGCAGAUAAUACCUAUAGGCUAUUUAUUAUGUUGCAUAUUGUUUGUUCACAUUGCAUUGAUUUAACCUGUGUCUGGUUUUGAUGCGUUUAACAGAAAUCUCUUACAUGGCCCCACUUCUUAUCCUAUUCAUAUUACUUGGUAUUGUAUUUAUUUUUGUUUGCUCCAAUCAUACCCAAUCAAACAAGUACUGUACAUCACAGGAGGUUGGUGACACCUUAAUUGGGAGGACAGGCUUGUGGUAAUGUGGAAUGGUAUCAAAUACAUCAAACACAUGGUUUCCAUGGUUUCCAUAUGUUUGAUGCCAUUCCAUUCGCUCCGUUCCAGCCAUUAUUAUUUUUUACAUUUUAGUCAUUAACAGACACUCUUAUCCAGAGCGACUUACAGUUAGUGAGUGCAUACAUUUUUCAUACUGGCCCCCCGUGGGAAUCGAACCCACAACUCUGGCGUUGCAAAUGCCACGCUCUACCAACUGAGCUACAGGGGAGCCGUCCUACCCUCAGCAGCCUCCACUGAUGUACAUAGCAGGGCAUGACAUGGUCUAAGUUAAUUUCAGUAAUUUACACAAAUAUAGAGCCAUAUUGGAUUAGACUUAAGUUAAUUAAAUCAAAUGGAAAUCUGACCAGUAAUGAAUCAAUCAUCAUUUCUUCAAGAAUGUGAAUCAUCAUUUAUUUAUUUAUUUUAAUUUCAGAGGUUGGGUUUUUCUCUUUCAAUCACAUUAUCUGGCUCUCAAUUUGUGACUGGCUGUUUGAUUUGUACAUAGUAAUUCAUUAGUUAGAUAUUCUCUAGCCACUGAUGUUAUCAAUCAAGGUAUAGCAAUGGGGAAAUCACUUCAAUAUAAUAUCCAAUUUCUUGCAUAGUACCUAGUCUUUCAUCCCUGAUACAUAACCCUAAGGCAGGCCUAGGCAACAGCGAUUUUGUUUUGCCCCCCAAAGUUUUUAGUAAAGGAAUACUUUAAAAUCACCAGGAAUUCAGCUUAAAAUGUGUUUAAUUUAGGAAAUCUGUUCCCAAGUAUUCCCACAAAUAAAAAAAGAGACGCGAUCGUGUGUCAAUGUAAUCAAGGUAUGAAAUGAUUGUUAUUUUUCUGGGCUUAGUUGUGGUCAAUUUGCAGUGUACAAAUCAUUAUAAUAAUUUUCUGGCCCCCGACCAUCCGCUCCAACAAAAAUCGGCCCGUGGCUGAAUCUAGUUGCCUACCCCCUCCCCUAAGGUGAGGUUCAAGUGCCGUAUCUCUCUCUUCUCAUAUUAAGAUGCCCCCAGUCUGUCUGCCAGACAGCGUUUAUUAUUGUUAUCACUGGGGAUAGGCAGAACUACUGAGGUCUCACAGGUAAACACACACACAUAAACACACAUGCACAUGUGUGUUCACUCACACACACACAUAUGCAUGCGGUGCACAUACACACACACAGACAGACAUAUGCACACACAUACACACACACACACACACACACCUCUAGGUCAAGAUGACUCAGUUCAGCUACAGAUCCCCAGACAACUCAAACCACAGUAAAAUUGCACAUUUAACUUCAUUAUGCAGUAUAAUAUUAAAGUUAUAUUUCAUUACGUCACAUACAUUUUUUUAUCAUUGAAUAAUACAAUACGUCCAUGAAUUAGCCAUAGGUCCGCAGAAUAAUCCCCACUACUUUUGAUCAGGGCCCAUUGAGCACUAAAUAGGGAAUAGGAUGCCAUUUUGGAUGUAAACAAUGUUUUGACUGAGGACUAAUAGACUUCUGCAUGGUGUUGUUCUCCAUAGGGUCCUGUGGUGAAGGAUGAUCUGAGUACCAGCAGUAGCAGCUCAGGGGAGGUCAGUGGUCUGCUGACUGAAGCCAAGAUGUCCGGUCGCUCACACACCCUGGUGCUCUCCUCAGACGAGGUGAGAAAGAAAGAUUUGAUCUUACAUAAAGUAUCAACCCAGUAUCAACAAUGGCCUGUUCCCUGUUUAAUUCCUUACAACUUAUAUUCAAUUUAACUAACUUUGAUGUAAGCAACUGUAGGUUCACUAUUCAGCCAUUUUGGAUCUUGUAUGUACCCUGCAGGGUUUCCCAAACUCGGUCCUGGGGCCCCCCCUGGGUGCAGGACCGAGUUUGGGAAACCCUGCUGUGUGCCCUGUCCCGCUGCUGCUACUGUGUUUUUGUGUUAACUGGCCUCUCCUGUCCUGUUGUCCCCCUUGCUGCUAUGUUCAGAGUCUGGAUAUGAUAGAUGAGGAGGUGAGAUCAGGCUCUGAACGGCCACCAAGGCUGCUAAAAGGAAAUGUGUUUACAUCACACGCAUGCCUCCCAUCCGUCAAUAAUUCUCAUAUUGUUUUAACAUACCGGUAGAUACUCCAAAACCUUGGAGUUCAUGUCUCUUAUGUGAUGUUCAGUCUUCAGCAUGCUGUCAACUUCUAUUCUUAACAUUUAGAAAUUAUUCAUUUUAAAAUCACCCAUCACUAUGUGUUUGCUCUCGUCGCUGCAUGUGGAGACAGAAAUAAUGGUUUUAGAAAGCUUGGUUCUCUGUAGACCUCCAACCGUGUGUGUGUGUGUGUGUGUGUGUAGAUCCUAGAUGAGGGCCAGUGCCCCAAGCAGCACCAGUGGCAGAACCUCAUUGUGACAGAGUGGACCUCCCAGCAGGUGUCCCGCUGGCUCAUGGGACUAAACCUGGAGCAGUACAUCCCAGAGUUCACGGCCAAGAACGUAGACGGAGACAAGCUACUGCAGCUGGACAGCAAUGAGCUAAAGGUAAAGGGCUGAAGCCUGUGUUAAUGUGCAUAUCCAGCUGUGUUAGUUACUUCGGGAUUCAAUCCGAGUUGCGCUAUAGAGCACCGCACUAUACAGUCGACGAUGCGCCUUUUAAAAGCAUUUUCCCCAACAUUCGCCGAGAUCGCAUUCAUGGUAAAGCAUCAUGUCAGCUCAAAUGUAAAAGUCUGAUAAAGUGCGCUUCUCUACAACGUGCCUUGGAUUGAAUCCUGGCCUUAGUUCCUAGUUAGUUACUGGUAAGUUACUAGUAUAACCUUGUUUACAUUUUGUCAUAUUAGGGUGUUUGGUGAAACCCGCCAACCUAUAAGUAGUUUAACGUUUGAAUAUAGUAAUUGAUUCUGAAUAAAUUUCUGUCAUUAGCUUCUAUACUUGCCCUGAAGCUUUGAAACCAAAGAUAUUAACUGUAAAAAAUAAAAUAAAAUAAAUAAAUAAAAAACAGGCAGGCAGGCAGAAAUUGUUACAGCUCCUGAUGUAUUUUAUUGGACCAUAGCUGCUGCGUUCCAUUCCCUGGACUUGAUUUCCCUUACUGAUAUGCACCUGUUCACUCACAUCCCCUCCAUAUCUGAUCCCUGUCCUGUAUGUGUGUGUGUGUGUGUGUGUGUGUGUGUGUGUGUGUGUGUGUGUGUACAGACCCUUGGCGUUGCCUCCUCCCAGGACCGGGCUCUGAUCAAGAAGAAGGCAAAGGACCUCAAGGUCCUGAUGGAGAAAGCUCGGAGGAACCGGGAGAAACUGGACAAACAGCGAGAGAAGCUCCGUAAGAAAGAGCUGGAGCAGCAACAA
Coregonus sp. 'balchen' is the source of this 82456-nucleotide messenger RNA. Lineage: Eukaryota; Metazoa; Chordata; Actinopteri; Salmoniformes; Salmonidae. The record is from the annotation of a GenBank genome assembly.